CGCGAGGAAAGCGACUACAACUCCCGGCGGGCCUUGCGCCGCUCCCCCCUUUUCCGCCUUGUUGCCGGGCAACGGCAGGGACACAAGAUGGCGUCUCCCAGGCGGCCUUUUCUCCCCUGAGAGAAAGAGAGACCGAGACCCCCACGAAGGACCCCCUUGGCCGACAUGCAUUCCCGCUCGGCUUUCUACGGACGCAGCGCCAUCCGGAGCGCGCACAGCGGCGAUGACGCCCGGUCGGGCGGGCUGCGCUCCUGGGCGACCUCGCCGUCCGUCACCUUCUCGCUCCUCCUCAGCCGCUUCGACGAGCGCUUCCCGAGGGGCAUCGCCACCGAAGGCCUGGAAGGCAACGCCACGUUCAACCAGGAGGACGAGGAGGAGCUCGCCGUCGAGGAAGAGGAGUCCACCGAGUCCGAACCGGAGCCCGAGCCCAUGGAGGUGGGUGCAGGGGGGGUGGUUCGCCGCCCCUAACCUGGGUUGGCAUCUCUCUGUCUAUAAAGGGAGGGGGCGCUACUCGGCGAACUACGGGCACGGGUUCGUUUGGGGAGGGCGCCCCUACAAGGAGAAUUACGGGAGCGCCGACCCUUCUUUCCGCGGGGAGGAGGGGCUGCCGACGUGCUAUUUGGAUAAUUACGGGAACGGCGACCCCGCACCUAUAGGGAGAAAUACGGGAGUCCCCCUCUGGGGAGGCGCGCCUAGAGGGAGAAAUACGGGAGGCUUAUUUGCAUGGUGGAGUGGAAGGGUUCGCGCUACUCGAAUGAUUACGGGAAGUUUUGGGUUAAGGGAGUGGGGGGGGGGCUCGCGUGCCCGGCCGUCCUUUGUAAUAGUAAUAAUAAUAAUAAUAAUAAUAAUAAAAUUAUUAUUUAUACCCCGCCCAUCUGGCUGAGUUUCCCCAGCCACUCUGGGUGGCUUCCAAUAGAGUGUUAAAAACAAUACAGCAUUUGUUUAUUUAUUUACUCCAUAACAUUUGUAUGCCGCGUUUGCAAAGCAAUUUACAAAAAAGCAGAAACCCCCUGGGUAGUGCUGGGAGAAAUCUUAGAGAGCUGCUGCCAGUAUGUGUAGAAAACACUGAGCUAGAUGGACCAAUUUGAAGCUUUCUAAGGCAGCUUCUCCUCCUGAUCCCAUUUGGGGGAAGAGCCCAUGUAUCUCAGGGGGCAGAAACAUAGAAACAGAGUUGGAAAGGGGCUGCUGGGAGGAGCGCAGAGAGAAGAAACGCCAAGGUGCAUCUGUAGCAGCACAACCGGACGUCUUCAUCUGCCCCAGCUGCAACAAAACAUGUCUCUCCCAUAUCUGUCUCUGCAGCCACAGCGGACGCUGUAACUGUCCAUGGUUUGAGUUUGACUUCACCCCCAAAGGCGCACUCUUCCAUUGCCAAUCAGGGUUGGACGGGACCACGAGGGUCAUCCUGUCCAUCCCCCUGCAAUACAGGAAUCUUUUGGCCAACACGGGGCUCGAACCCACAACCCUGAGAUUAAGAGUCUCAUGCUCUACCCACUCAGCUUUCCCAGGCUUUGCAGGCAGAAGGUCUGAGGUUCAUUUCCCGGCAGCAUCGCCUGGCAGGACUGGCGAAGAGCCGUGUCUGCAACUCUGGAGAGCCGCUGCCAGUCAGUGUAGGCAGUACUGAGCUGGAUGGAUCAAUGGUCUGCUUCAGUUUAAGACAGUUUCCCAUGUUUCUGUUUGGGAAGAGCCAUAGCUCAGUGGUUGAGCACCUGUUUGGCAUGCAGAAGGCUCAAGAUUCUGUUCCCAAUGGCAUCUCCAGGUAGGACUGGGAAUGGCUGUGCAGCUUGGGACCCCAGAGAGCCACUGGUCUAGAUGGAGCACUGAUCUGGCCUCAAUAAUAAUAAUAAUAAUAAUAAUAAUAAUAAUAUAUUUCUACCCCGCCCAUCUGGCUGGGUUUCCCCAGCCACUCUGGGCGGCUUCCAACAGAAGAUUAUAAAUACAUUUAUAGCGGCUUCCUAUUUGUUUUUACUGCUUAAUACAAUUGUUAAAUUAACCACUUAUGCUUAUAUUAAAUGAAACAUUCAGGCGAGGACCUAGCAAUGCCAGUAUAGCUCUUGUUUCAUGCGUUACAUCAUCCAGCUGCAUCCCAGGGCCCCAGAAGAGGCAAGGCGGAUGGUUACUGGAACCAGGAUUUUAUUGAGCAAGGAACAUCUGUGUGGCAAAGUAAUGUUCUUAGCGUACCAACCACUUUUGUGCUGUUGCACCUACCUAAAUGUGUGGAAAUGAUCAACGACUUGGUGGGGCAUUCCUGAGGCCUCGUGCCAUCCAUUCUGAUCUAACACUUUUAUUAUAUAAAUAAGAUGACCUACUAAUUAUCAUAGAUAAGAAUAAAAUAAUUGCUAUCCUCCCAGUUUCUGGGUUGUAGCCCAAUGAUGGCAACAUUCCCUAGUAAAGGCUGCAACCUCACCUCACCCCUAGCAUUGGAUCGUCUUCUCUCCUGGGCUGCAGCUCAUCACUUUUGCCUGGUCAGUGGCCUUACAAGCCAGCGCUGAGGCUGCUGUGUGCCUCACUUGGAAACGGUGUUUGAAACCCAGAUAUAUAAGCUAAUUGCCAAAUGGCAGGUUUGCCAGAAAUGGAAAUGGGCUCCUGACACUUCUAGUCUGUAGCCCUCUGUUUAUUUUGCACUGAUUGAGUGAAGGUAUUUGUCAUGUUCCUCUGGGGAAAGGACCCAGCUGGAGCCCUAAUCUUCUCUCACAGUUGGCCAUACCUCUUUAGGGAGGAUGUCCGGCUUUGAUUAUUUUAGCCCAACCAAAACUCUGCCUUUCUCUCUCUCAGGAGGAAUUUGAUGGUGUGCUGACUGAAGAAAUGACUGCUGAAGCUCUGCAAAAAUUGGGGCGUUCAGCCCCGGGCACAGAACAUGUCUACCUCGAUCUGUCACUUUUGGUGAGUUAAUGGCAAAUAGUUUUGCGGUCAAGCUACAUCCUCUCCCAUUUGAAUCCUUAACUUGGCCUUAUUGGCUGGACUGAUGACCUUUUGUUUGAGUUCAUGAUCAUGUGCUUCUAGACCUAUUGAAUAUGUGAUAUUUGAGGCAUUAGGUCUGAUGCUUCAUUAAGAAAUCCCCUCUGCCCACUAGAACUCUGCUGCUGCAAAGGACCAAUGUUACUUGAAACUGUUAUGAUUUUGAAAUGAUUGCAUGGUAGGGUGGGAAGAGUGUCCAACCUUGUCCCAAACGCAGGGAUUUGGUUGCUUUGAGGCGUUUUAUAGGAAGCAGUUCAUAAGUGGAAUGAGUUAAAUAACUAGGAAAUGUUUUUCCCAGCUGCAUAAAACAAUAAUUGUUUUUCAGUGUUUCAGUCUGACACAUGACAAUGAGAGAUCUGCAUUGGCUCCCAGUACGUUUCUGAGCACAAUUCAAAGUGUUGGUGCUGACCUUGAAAGCCCUAAACAGCCUUGGCCCAGUAUACCUGAAGGAGCGUUUCCACUCCCAUCGUCCAGCCCGGACGCCGAGGUCCAGCGCCGAGGGCCUUCUGGCGGUUCCCUCACUGCGAGAAGUGAGGGAACCAGGCAGAGGGCCUUCUCGGUAGUGGCGCCCACCCUGUGGAACGCCCUCCCUUCAGAUGUGAAGGAAAUAAGCAGCUAUCUUAUUUUUGAAAGACAUCUGAAGGCAGCCCUGUUUACGGAAGUUUUUAAUAUUUAAUGCUGUAUUGUUUUUAACACUCAAUUGGGAGCUGCCCAGAGUGGCUGGGGAAACUUAGCCAGAUGGGCGGGGUAUAAAUAAUAAAUUAUUAGAAGUACUACUACUACUACUACUACUACUACUACUAUCUCAUUCAGAAGCCUCAUUAUUUAUUAUUAUGCUGUGUGCUUUGGUUUUUUGUAAACUGUCUUAUGAAGGCAGGGCACCCCCAAAUGGCAAGUGAGAAUUCUUAAAUGAAUGAUGUCCAGCUGAUUGCAGAUCAAAUUGAGAAUGUAACAGGAGAGCCUGCUUCGUCAGGCCAGUAGUGAAUUUGAUCCAUCAUCCUGUUCUCCCAGUGGCCAACCAGAUGCCUCUGGGAAACCCACAAGCAGGGGAUGCUCCCAGUAGCCCUCUCUUGAUCAUCACCAUCAUCAUCAUAUUUAUAUGCCGCCCAUCUGACUGGAUCACCCUAGCCACUCUGGGCAGCUUCUAUCAUAUACAGAAACAUAACAAAACAUCAAACAUAAAAAACUUCCAGGUACCUUUUAAAGGUUGUAUAGUUACUUAUCUUAUAAUUUCUCUUACUCUUGAUCCCCAUCCGCUGGUGUUCAGAGGCAUACUGCCUCUUGAAAGGUAAAGGGACCCCUGACCAUUAGGUCCAGUCGUGGGCGACUCUGGGGUUGCAGCGCUCAAUCUCGCUUUACUGGCCGAGGGAGCCGGCGUACAGCUUCUGGGUCAUGUGGCCAGCAUGACUAAGCUGCUUCUGGCGAACCAGAGCAGCGCACGGAAAUGCCGUUUACCUUCCCGCCGAAGUGGUACCUAUUUAUCUACUUGCACUAUGACGUGCUUUCGAACUGCUAGGUUGGCAGGAGCAGGGACCGAGCAACAUGAGCUCACCGCAUUGCGGGGAUUUGAACUGCCGACCUUCUGAUCGGCAAGCCCCAGGCUCUGUGGUGUAACCCACAGUGCCACCCGUGUCAUACUGCCUCUUAGGGUAGAGGUAAUGUAUUCUUUGGGUAGGGAGGAGAGGGGGAGGGAGACAAGCAAAGGCAGCACCAGGACCUGCUACAGUGGGGAUGGUGGUUUUGGAUUUGGAGCACAUUGUUUUGGGGCUAUCUGUUGUGUUUGGUAACUGUUGUCAGCCACUUUGAGGACUCUGGUUGAAAAGGAAGGAAGCAAACAGGGGUCAUGGAGACAAGUUGGGGAUUCUGUUGGUGUAUCCCGACUCCCCUUACCUGGACACAGACAUGCUCCCAUAUACCAUACGUUAAUGGAACUUGAACAUUAGGUUGUUAAUUUGCCCCAGUAGGUGAGAGGAUGAUGGCCAAAUGGGACUCGAGGGGAUGAAUUCUUUUUGGAAAGACUUUAGGGGGUUAAUGAAGAACCUCAUUUUCAGAACUGUGCCUUGGUGUCUUCUUGAAACAGAAGGCAAGUGCAGGGUUACACAUGCUAACUCCUUUCCCCCGUUUUCUUCCCACAGGACCGCAAAUUAAGUGACAUUAGCAUUCUCUGCAGAUACGUCCACCUUGAGAAGCUAGAUCUUUCUUACAAUAAAAUUGAUGGUACGUAGCUGCCACUUUUGUAAGUCUCUUGGCUGUAAAGCUUUUUCGGGUAUAAGGAAAUCAAGAAGAAAGGAGGAGAAAACAAUGAGAAUGAUAACAUUACAACGUGGCUUGGAAUGAAAAUAAGAGUGGUCCCUGCAAAGGAUGUAAGGAGGGUUGGGAGAAGUCCUGAGCACAUAAGAGGGAAUGGUCUGUACAGAGGCCUGUGAGUGUGCAGGAAACCUGCAAGGUAUGGAAUCUGCCAAUUGUGUUCAACUCCCUAAGAAUCUCAGUCUCCUUUUUAAAAGGAAAGGAAGAAGUAGUUUCUAGCUCAUAUUUUUUGCAAAGACAAACUUAUGCACGUGUGGACAGCAUUUUGUGAAAUAAACCAGAAUUGCUGAAUAACACUUCCAGCUGUCAUCAAGUAGUGUUUUUGAGAUCCUCGUCUCUCCCUGCCCCACCACCUCGUGGUUAGCAGAGGAGGGACAUGUAUAAUGGUGAAAAGCCACAGAAUAACUUAUGCAAAAUGGAGAAAAUCCUGCAAAUUGACUCAUUUUGCAUAUGUAUCCUGGGCGUAUGACAUUGUUCUAUUAAUAGCAGAGUAGGUAUGUUUUCAUAGCUCUGAGUCUACACAGCCCUGACGUCCAGUUUCUGCGCUCCAUGUAUUUUUCUUACUUCUACCCCCUGCCCCGUGUUCUUUCGUUUCCAGAUAUUUCAUGUGUGAGUUACAUGCCUUACUUGUUGGACCUGAACGUUUCCCAUAAUGAACUAACCACAUACUUUGACUUCAAACCACCCAAGAAUCUUCAAGUAAGAAUUUUGUGGGUUCUGUUUGAGUUCAGGUCUCCUCAGUGCAGCUGGCUAGCCAACCAGAUUCUAAGCAAGUAAGGAAAGGAAUGAUUUCAUUUGCCAUUUCUUGGAAAUCUUCAGCCAAUUGAGCCUAUAUGGAGUUGAGCCUACAGUUUUCUCUGAACUUUCUUGCAGCACCAACAAUCUUGUUCUGCCUCUGGUCCCCAUGUAAGGUUUUUCCUUGAAUCGCCUAGUUGUCCGAUGCAAUCUUAAGCCAACAUGGCAAAGGUAUUUUUAGAUUCAAAACGUGUCGGAAGCAAACAAUGCCAUCUUUAGAGGGAGUUGUGAUCCAAAAUUUCUUUGGGUCCUCAAGCUGGUAUAUUAAUAGAGAGCAGAGAAGAUUGACCCAGAGCAUGGAGGCAUAUAAAAGAAAUGAAACUGAUGUCGAGAUAGUGGUGAUCUUGUGGCAACGGUCUUUAGUAGUUGAAAUUGGCAGGAAAAGGUGCUCUGUUUGUUCUCUUCCCUCAGGGGUUCCUUUCAGAACCUGUCACGGCAUGGAGAACUCUGUGUGUGUUUAUCGGUGCUCCGGUAUGCAUUCUGAAGCUUCUGAUUCAACAUAGACGUGUGCAAGUGGAGCAAAACAGUGCUAGAAAAUUUCCAAAGUGCUGUUUUGCAAAAUAUUUUUGUUGUCUCUGAACAGGCCUUGUUGCUGUCUGCAAAGAAAUUGCUGCUAGCAGCCUAGUGAACGGAUUUCCAGGUUGGAAGGACAGCUGUUGUUAAGCUUCCCCUGCUGCCUUUUUUCUUCCCCAUGGUCAUUCUUCUCAUCUCUUCCCCAUCCCUUUUACAAGGCUGUGGUAUAGGAAAGGAUCCCUUUUCUUCCUUUCCUGUACAUGCUCCAGGCAUACCCACUGUCUUCUUUUGCCCAGGGUGCUUCUGGGUCCUGUAACGGGUGCGUUUGGAGCUGCAUCGGGCAGCACUUUGGCGCUGGAGCCAACUGGGCUGUCCUGUGCAAAGACAGACAGAACAUGCUGCUUUGCCAGCCCUGUCAGCUAACUGGCUGGUGAAGCCGAGCAGCCUGUCUCCACUUUGUCAGCCGGAUUCCUCAGUGGCUGUAAAGCAGUGGUGGAGCCUGAUCAACUUCUGUACCAGCCACAGGGGAAGUGAUGCCACUUCCAUAAGCCACUGCCAGCACAGAAGCAAGUCAGGCUGGUAAAGCCAAGCGCUCUUCCCCCAAUUUGCAAGCCUGAUCGUUCACCUACAGGCAAUUUCACACAUACGUCUGCUAAAGCCAAUGACGACCAAGCAAGUGGUUAAAUGCAGGCAGUUCUAAACACAUGCACACCCCAUGUUUGUGCUCCAGUCGUGUGUCCAAUUCGAACAGAAGACCUUUUGGUUCCGCAGAAACAACAAACAUACAAAUUAUAGACCCUAUGAUGGUAUCUUUAUGUAUUCUCUCCACCUACCCCACCUCCAGGUAGCAGAUUUUUCGCACAACAAGAUCCAAGCGAUGCAAGAUCUUUCUGCCUACCAGUCACUUAAGAAGCUCAUACUUGACGGUAUCCUUUUGGGAGUGAAAGAGAAAUUCUGGAGAGAAGUGGGAUACGACAGAGUGUUGGAAGAUCAACCCUGGGGGCUUUUAAACAAACACACAAAUCUUCAUUCUGUGAUCGAGUUUGGUCCAGGAUGCAAUUUAAUGUUGAUUUUGUUUUCAUCGGUGGGUUGCCCUGUCCAGAAGGCUGGAAUAUGGUUUCCAUGUGUGUGGUUGUUGUUGUUGUUUUAAAAAAUCCAUACCAAAAGAUGGAAUGAUAGUGCAUCAUACGCUAAAUGCAUUUUUCUAAUUUUACUCCAGUAAAAUGCAACAACAGCAGAUCCCAAAGGCAACAAGAUUGCAAUAUUCUUCUUGUAUAUAUUCAGUGCAAGAGAAAUCGUGGUGAGUUGAAAUGUAUCUCUCUUGAAUUACCCAGAUAGUGAGCCUGGCCAGCUGAAGUUUCCUUUGGGGUGAUAUUGUUGUGCCCUUGGAUAAGCUGGAUAUCUGGGGUUGGGGUGCCUUGCUUUAGUGGGAGGUCUCCCAAAAAGAUAAUUCUGGAUUGGGCCUUUCAGACUCAUGUACUAUCCUAAUCUGUUGCAAAUAGGUUCAUUUUCUAUCUCUCUUCUACACACACACACACACACACACACACACUGUUGAUCUUGGUCAUUGUGAUUCUGGAUGAAGGAGAAGUGACUUCUUGGGCACAUAACCAAAAGAGACGGGUGGGAGCUGUAGAGCAAAAGAAUAUUGAAACCCGAGUACUUCUAAUAUCAGUAUGAGGAAUGCUUGCUAAGAAGAUGUUUGUCGUCCACAGGGAGGCUGGCCCUGAGUCAUUCUCUCUCCCAGGGGGCUUAGAGAAAAAGGAUAAACAAGUCUGCUGGUCUCUCUGCAUCACCUGGAUACAAAACACUGGUGCUUUAACUCUUGCUUCCCUGGUCUUUGAAAUGAAUUUGGUGGAAACAGUGCCAAGGCAGCCUUAGGGCCCACGCUCUUCAAAACUGUCCAACUGCAAGAAUUUCUACGAUGUGCUGGCAAGAGAGCUGUCUAGUAGGGCAAGAUUGUGCCCUGGCCAACUUCCCAGUCCUUCAUGCAAUUGCCCUCCUAGCAGAGUGCUGGAGGCCUCAACUUCAUGUGGCUCAAGAAGUGAAGCCAAUGUACUAAAGGAGAACAUCUGACCUGGGGGUGGGGGUGGAUGGGAUUCCUGCAUAACCUCAAAUGUGCUGAUCAUUCAAGUUCUAAGGAUAUCCUCGUGGCUCAUACAAGUUGCUGGAAUAGCUCCUGUCAAACUGUAUCCAUUCUCUUUCUCUCUGUGUCCAUCUGUCUCUCUCACCCACCCUUAUCUGACUACCUCAAAGAACCAUAAGAGUUGGGAGGGACAUUUGCCCAAUGCGGGGCUUGAAUCCACAACCCUGGGAUUAAGAGUCUCAUGCGCUACCAAUGGACCUCUACUCAGUGCUGGCGCCAGGCUAUUUUGUGCUCCAGGCAAGGCUAACUACUUGCACCCCUGCUCCCAAAUCACUCACUGCAGUUUUCAGAAACAGAUGCCUUGGUAUGAAUUGCUUCAAAAAUGACGAAAUUCUUCAGAACGUAAACUCAAGAGUCAAAUAUCAGAAAUUCGUAAGAUGCAACAAAAACUAAUCUUUGUAAAACGGUGUCCCUCCAAGGUCACUUCUGCUGCCCUCUGAGGUCUGUGCCCUCGGUGGCUGCCUGCCUGGGCUAACAGCCCCAGACCUGCCUCUUUGUUUAUUCCCAUGUGACAUCCCAACAAGUAAAGGGACCAGAUCAGCCCUGUCCUUCCAUGGCCAAUCUGCUUUGCUCCUUGAUUGUUGGUGGAGAUAUAGGAUUCUCUCCCUUUCCCAUUCAGAUCACAGUCCCAUCUUUCAGACUGUAAAAUUCUAUGCUCAACUUGAUCUGCCCAAAGGGCUGGGACCCUUGCCUUGCUAGAUUAUGUCAGGCUGGGGGUGUUGGCAAGGAGCUUUGGCUUGACUUGCACCCCACUAGAUAGGCCAAGGCAAGCAUAUCUCCUGCCUCCUGGCACACGUGGGCAGCCUGUAUUUGCCCCUGGCUGCUCCCUGGACCGUUGGCAACCGCAGAAUUGUGCCUGUACAUUUUCAAAGAAGAAAGGGGAAUAAGAUCUAAAAUGGCUCUUCUUCAAAGGAAGCAGGCCACAGCUGUCCAUCCAGCCCAGUGUCCUGUUUCCAACAGAGGACCACCAAUUUUUCUGGGUGGCCCCUAAGAAGCAGGAUGUGAACAAAAGAGGCAUCCCCUGUUACUUGGCCCCCCUAUUCCAAGCAGCUGAUCAGCAAGCUUAACAUGGCUAAGAGCUGUGGGAAAGGCUGAGCUCAAUGAAUAUGUGUUUGAUUCCAUUUAUGAAUCGCUUCCCAUGAAAUGUCUCAAAGCGAUUUUGCAAUAAAAGCAUCAGCGACGAAGACAAUUAAAAACAAGUCCAGACAAUUCAUAUAUAAAAAAAACAAUUUCAGAUUCAGCACAGACUCAGACUGGGAUACAGAUCUCCACUUAAGAGACUUUUUGGAAAAGGAAGGUUGCCCCCUUUCAAGGCAGUGGUGGCCACCUGUUGCUGCUCUUUUCUGCCUACCCUCUUGCCUCCAACGCCAGCCCUCAUCCUGCCAGCUUGCACACGAUCGAGCAGAAUAUCAUGCCCGACAGGGUUUUUUUUUUUCCAGCUUGGCAAUACAGAGCUCAGUCUUGGCUGUUCAGGUUACAUUAUUUGUGUGUUUCACAAGGUGUUCGGGUGACAUCGCUCUUGUCAGCCGGUGGCCUAGCAACUUGCUCCCUUUGCAAUUAUAAUUUCCCAUAGCAGAAGCAGAAAUAAUGUGACAGGAGUGAAAUGUGGGCCAAGGCUGAUUAUUGCUCCUCUGAAUAGAAAGAGGAUGUGUGGGGUUGGGCGAGGGGCGGGAGAGAAAGGAAUUGCUUUGCAUGCGGCGAGCACCGGGCUAUCUCUGCUUCGCUCAUUUGUAUUGUCUCCGGCAAUGUGGCCAAAUCAGCCAUGAUAUCCGCGGAACAAAAGGAAGAUUGCGACAUACUGAGCUAAGAAAAGAUUCUGUGCACCCCACAUAAGAAAGCUUCACUUGGGCGAUAGGACCAUGAUGGAGAGAGUGGGGCACAGAGAUUGGAAAGAGCUUCAGUUGUGCAGGUUGGAUAAUAAAAUGAGAGCCAACACCGGCCAUGAUGCUCUCCAGACACCAGCAAAGGUGUUGUUGCUCUUUCCCUUCAUCUCUGUUGUAAAAGCCCUUGUUUAGCUUGCAGUGAGAACAGAACCAACCCUCUAUUCAGUUUUAACUGAAGCCCUAAGAAGCUGCCUUAUCCUGAAUCAGACUUCUGGUCCAUCUAGGUCAGUGCUGCUCACACAGACAGGCAGCAGCUCUCCAGAAUUUCAGGUGGGGUUCUCUCCCAGCCCUUCCUGGAGAUACCAGGAGCUGAACCUUGAGACCUUCUGUGCUCCAAGCGGGUGCUCCACCACUGAGUUAUGGUUGCUCUGUUUGUUAGGAUCAAAGCGUGUGCUCUGUCUCUGAGCUCUGGGUCCUCGCACCUAGAGAAAAAGAGAACUGGGAAGUUAGCAAGAGUAGAACCUGCGCCUCCCAGUCCAGGUAGCAACAGUCAAACCAUGGAUCCACAGGAAUAGAGAAACUCUCUGAUUCUUGUCCCAUAGCCUGGAUGUUUUCCAAAGACAGCGCUGAGCGUUUUUGUGUUUAGGGUGGCUUUGAAUGAAAAAGCCAGAGAAGAAACGGAUGGUGUGCACUGCCAUUAUAUUUCCCAAGCCGAGGGCUGUUGCACAGCUCCCCUUCAUUUCACUGUGGUGGAUUCUUCAAGAGGAAUUCCUCGCUGGACUCCCGACUGCUAACCACUUUGCGGUGCAAUCUUGUUCCUUAAAUCUUGAUGCUGAUGCACAGAUAACGAAAUUGAGGAGAUCCAGGGCCUUGAGAAUUGCCAGUGCCUGACCUACCUGAGCCUGGCAGACAACAAGAUCACAGCCAUCAAUGGCCUGAAAAACCUGCCUAUCAAAACACUCUGUCUGGUGAGUCGCAGAAUUUUGGGGUUGUGAGGUGAUGCUGGACUGUGAUGCUGGUGGGACGCGGGUGGUUCUGUGGGUUAAACCACAGAGCCUAGGACUUGCCAAUCAGAAGGUUGGCGGUUUGAAUCCCCAUGACGGGGUGAGCUCCCGUUGCUCGGUCCCUGCUCCUGCCCACCUAGCAGUUCAAAAGCACGUCAACGCUCAAGUAGAUAAAUAGGUACUGCUCCGGCGGGAAGGUUCGCCAGAAGCGGCUUAGUCAUGCUGGCCACAUGACCCGGAAGCUGUCUGCAGACAAACGCCAGCUUCCUUGGCCAAUAAAGCGAGAUGAGCGCCGCAACCCCAGAGUCGUCCGCGACUGGACCUAAUGGUCAGGGGUCCCUUUACCUUUAAGGUGAUGCUGGACAUGUUGCAUGCAGUGAUUGGGAAAUCCUUGAGCAGGGGUGGAGGACCUUUUUCAGCUUGAGGGAUGCAUUUUUUUCAUGCAGGUGCCAGGUGAGCCUCUCCAGAGAGAGCAGUCCACAGCCAGGGAGCCACCACUGAAAAGACCCUCUCUUUUGCUACUGCCUUCUGUACUUCUAAAAGGGCUUUACUCCCCCUCCCAGCCCUUUGAUCCUGUGUACCUUUCCUAGUCUGUAGUUCCCACUCUUUCCCCCUUCCCAAAGUGCCCUGCAGCGUCGGGGUUGGAACUAUUGAUAAAAUAUUAGAUGCAGAUAUGUGGGUUGAUGGCGCCGGAUGUAGGAUGAAAACAGUCUAAGAGGCGGGGCUGGGGGGAUGCGACUCAACCCAGCUUGGAGAGGUUCAUUUGAGAAUAAUGAGAAACCAAACUUUUAGUUUCAUUGGCCCAGUCCUGUGGAACUCUCUGCCACUGGAGAUUCAGCAGGCACCUUCUGUGCCAAUUUUUAAACACCUGCUGAAAGCUUCUAAUCCACCAUGCCUACACAGGCAAUUAAGAACACAUCUUUCAGCAAUGGUUAAUUGACAUCUUUUUUAAAAAAUAAAUACCAUUUUACUGUACAGUUUUAUUUUUUUGCUUUGUUGCAAACGGCUGUGAUAUAUUUUCACGAUACGGUGGUAUAUAAAUAUUGUUUCUAGAUUAACAAACAAACAAACCCUCAUAUUAUACCAGAAACUCCAGUUUUAAGUAGGACUAGUAACUAAAGGUAGAAAAUCAAGAGGGAACUGAGGAGUAAAAGAACAAAAGUAAAAUGUAUUCAGAUCUUAAAACUGAAUUAAAUGACAGUACAUGAAAAAUGAUUUCAAAAUGAUGGGUCUGGCUGGGUACAAGGGAGGAGGCUGCUGAUGCCCCAGCAUUUUCUACCUGAGGCUGCAACCUGGCUCACUCCUCCUUAUGCAGAAGCUCCUGCUGGCCCUGGAGUGUCUGAACCAGGUCCAGGUGUAGAGAAAUUAAGUGAUCCCCUCAAAGCACAUGUGAAGGAGAUUGCCGAGUGAGUCAGUCAGCCUUAGAGAGAUAGCAGUUUGCCCAAGAGACAGUCGUGUGUUCAUAAUUCCUUUUGUCGAGGGCUUCCCAAGCUUCUGAUUACUUUUGCAGAAAUCAAACCAGAUAGCGAAGGCUGUUGGCUUGGAAGAACUGAAAGUUCUGCAGAAGUUGGACUUGUCUGACAAUCAGAUCAGCAGUUUGGAAGGUCUGGAAGAGCACAACCUGCUUGAGGAAAUCAACCUAGAAAAUAACCAGGUAAGAUCUUGCACACUAAGUAAUAUUGUUUGGACAAAAUAAAAAAAUCCUUCCAGUAGCACCUUAGAGACCAACUAAGUUAGUUAUUGGUAUGAGCUUUCGUGUGCAUGCACUGAAGAUGGCCUCCUUUGCAAGUUUGUAUGAUAUCUCAUGAUGUGGCAACUGUGCAAGGGCAGUGAAAGGGCCAGUUUGGGCAUUCAGAAGAGCUUUUUCAGGGUUCCAUUUCAGGCUGCCCGUUGAGGAGGUUCUGUGCCUUUUCUGCACAUUCACAGAGCUCUGAUCACGGAAUGGGUCCCUAGAGUAAAUUCUAUAUUUUCCUGCAUCCUAUCUAGGUGGCUGAGCUGGGUGAACUGGAAUAUUUUGAAUCCCUGCCUCUCCUCAGAGUGCUUAAUUUGAUAAACAACCCUGUGCAGGUACGUCAACAGAAAGGAGGUACAAAGGAAGAAGGUAGAUAACUGUUCCAUGAGUGGAAAGCUAUGUGUUGCUGCUGGGCUGCGUCUAUAUCACCAAGGUUUCCCAAACUUUGGUGUCCAGCUGUUGUUGGACUACAAAUCCCAUCAUCCCUGUCCACUGGUCCUACUAGCUAGGGAUGAUGGGAGUUGUAGUCCAACAACAGCUGGACACCAAAGUUUGGGAAACCUGGGCUAUAUUGUUUUGCCAAGAUGGUGCAGGGUCAAGCUUUGGUUUGCUGGCAGAUUUAUUGCAUUUUAUGAUAUUUUGUGUCAGCAAAUACCCCAUAUCAGAACCCCAGAAAGGAGACCUUGGGCCCCAAAGGGAUUUCUGACUGAACAUUAGGAAGAACUUUCUGAUGGUACGAGAUGUUCUUCAGUGGAACAGAUGCCCACGAAAAGUGGUGGACUGUCCUUCCUUGGAGGUUUUUAAGCAGAGGUUGGAUGACCGCCUGUCAUGGAUGAUCUAGAUGACAAUCCUGCAUUGCAGGCGGUUGGACUAGAUGCUCCACAGUGUCCCUUCCAACUCUAUGAUUCUGUGAUUCUUUGCUCACCUCAAGAAGUUCUCAGCUGGGCCUUGGAAUGCCCAGGUGCUUGGGUACCAAUGCACACUAGGGGGGGGGGGGAGGAAAUCAUCUAAAGAUGCAAAGGGGAAAGGGUGGCUUUUGAGCGCCUGCUUUCCUUUGGAAUCUGGAUGCAAUUUCCGUGAGGUGGACUCACUUCUCAUUCAAAGGGUUUGACAAUCUCUCGUGAUUAACGAGCUGCGGCAUCCCAUUUGUCAAUGACAGCAACGUUUAGAGCAGAGUCAAACCUUGUGCAUCAGCAUGAUACAGCACAUGUUGAUAACUUGUCCUGAGCAGUGUGGAAGAUUAACAGCACCGGCAUCUCAAUUUUGAUGGGUUUGAGAUACCCUUUGAAAUGAUUUCCGGAGAUCUGGGAAAGAAAUAUUACACAUAUCUCAGCACCGUCUUCCUCGGUUAAUGUCAGUGGUACAGUCCACCGGGGAUUGCUCUUUAAUUUUGAUGGAACCUGUAUGGGGUGGAAAAAAAUCAUUCUAUCUCUGUAAACCUCUGAACCUUUGCCAAAAGAAGACUAGAUAUGCAUUGGCAGGCUCAGGGCCAUUGGCCCGCAUGGCAUCUUUGUAAAAGCAGAUCUACACCAGAGUUUCCCAACCUUUUUGUGUGCUGGGCAGACAUUCGGAGAGCUCAGAAACUGUUGUGGGCCCUGUGAAAUACCCAUUCCAUGGAAGAAAACUGGUGGUGCUUGGAACCCUCCUCCUGAAAUAGGCAAAACAAGUACAGUGGUACCUCUGGUUACAUACGCUUCAGGUUACAGACUCCACUAACCCAGAAAUAUUACCUCGGGUUAAGAACUUUGCUUCGGGAUGAGAACAGAAAUUGUGCUCUGGCGGCAUGGCAGCAGAGGGAGGCCCCAUUAGCUAAAGUGGUGCUUCAGGUUACGAACGGUUUCAGGUUAAGAACAGACCUCCAGAACGAAUUAAGUUCUUAACCCGAGGUACCACUGUACACACACCACCCCAACAAACAAACAAACAAAACACAGACAAAAAGUAGGCCUUACUCCAGUUUUGGAGUAAGAGUCCAGUCUUGGACUCUUUCCCCCCCCCCCCCACAAACCAAAAGCAACCCCUCCCGCAAAGCCAAAAAUUGCUUCAAUUAAAAACAUUUUAAAAUAAAGAAGGGACAGGGUGUUGGUGGACUCCAAGCGGGAUCUAGAAGGCCAAUGUGCCCACAGCAACUCUGCUUUGGAGCUUAGACCCAUGUUGUUCCUGUUAAGAGACCCUGCCCCAGGGAGUAAAAGGUAAAGGGACCCCUGACCGUUAGGUCCAGUUGUGGCCGACUCCGGGGUUGCGGCGCUCAUCUCACUUUAUUGGCCGAGGGAGCCGGCGUACAGCUUCCGGGUCAUGUGGCCAGCAGGACUAAGCCGCUUCUGGCGAACCAGAGCAGCGCACGGAAACGCCGUUUACCUUCCCGCCGGAGCGGUACCUAUUUAUCUACUUGCACUUUGACGUGCUUUCGAACUGCUAGGUGGGCAGGAGCAGGGACUGAGCAACGGGAGCUCAUUCCAUCACGGGGAUUCGAACUGCCGACCUAAUCGGCAAGCCCUAGGUUCCCUGGUUUAGACCACAGCGCCACCCGUGUCCCCAGGGAGUACUGUCUAAAAGUUGGCAGUGGGGAGAGACAGCAAGGCAAGAUGGUGAAGAGGCAAGGUUAAACGAGAGGUGGGGAAGGCAAGUACAACUCAGGACCUAAUGUGAGGAAAUGCUCACACCAGUAUGGGUAUUUGUAUUUUAAUAUGAAUUAAACCUAUUGGGCAGGAUUCACCUAACCUGCCCCAUUAGUGAGGGUCCUGGAGGGAGGCUGGGCAAGGUCUGAGUGGAGGGAGAGGGGUGUGGGUGGAGGUGUUAAGGAGGGGGUGUUGGCACAGGAUUGGUGAGCAAGGCAAGCAGGAGUGCAACCCUAGUUAAUUAGAUUCCUUAUUGAUAAUAAAAUCAGUACAGCGGUACCUCGGUUUUCGAACGUCUCCGUUGACGAACAUUUCAGUUUUCAAAUGCCGUAAACCCGAAAGUAAAUGCUUCGGUUUUCAAACAUGCCUCGGAAGUCGAACAUGCCAUGUGGCUUCCACUGAGUGCAAGAUCCUGAGGCCUAGCUGCUGGCCAUUGAGUUUUUGGUUUUCAAAUGUUUCAGAACUCGAAUGGUCUUCCGGAACGGAUUACAUUCGAAAACCGAGGUACCACUGUAUUUAUAAUUCAUACAGUGUUUUAAGGGAGAAAUUACAGGGCAAAAAACGCCGACUCCUCAGCUACAAUGUUGUUUUUAUUUCAUUAAUUUAUUUAAAAGCAUUUAUAAACCACUUAGAAAUCUCUGAGCUGUGCACAAUAUGAAAAGCAAAGUAUAUUUUUAAAACAAUAAUGCAACCUGAAACCAAUGAAAAAGCAGUAUAAAAGCCUCUAAAAGCAUCUAAUGAUGAACAGAAUAAGGAUUCAGGGAUUUCAAACAUAAAACAGGGUCAGGGAGGAAGCCUGGGCAAAAGAAAUAUUUACAAGUCGUCUGAAAUAACUGAUGGUUACUUCUUUGCAUGUGGCAGAAGGAAGGGCAUUCCCCAGUACAGCGGCAGAAGCAUAAAAUGUCCAUUUCCAGGUCAUUACCCUAUGAGAGUCUAUAGCUGAAUUUCUUUAGUUGAUCUAAGGGAUCUUAGGCAGUCUUUCAAGUACUCUUGUCCCUAGUUGUUCAGGGCUGUAAAUGCUAACAUCGAGACUUUGUAUGUAGCCCCAUAGUUGCUCAGCAGCCACUGUGGUUCACUCAGCGCAAGUGCAAAAUAUGUACAUCCAGGUGCUCUACUCAGUGAUCUAGCCCCAUAUGGGGAGAGCAUCUCUAAAUAAAACUCAGGCUGUUUUCCUCUUAAGCUCUCUUAAACCUUGCUAAGCAGUGCUCCUUAGAUCAGAAUUUGGUCGUUUUUAAAAACGUCUCUCCAAUUAAUCUGCAUGGCUUUUUAGUGACUUUAUGAACGGAAGUGGCAAUUAUGUUAAGACAGCAUUGAAUUGGUUUGAAUGUCAGUGAUUUGGCGUGACUUGGCUUUCCUGAGACAAUGCCUCUAAUCAAGCUGCCAAGACGUUAGUUUUCUCAUUGACAGUUAAUUAUUGUACCUCUUAAAGUUAUACUUCAGACAACUAAACUUUAUUUUUUUUUAAUAUCAAUUUACAGUUCCGUUUAGCAUCUCUCCCCUUAUUCUUUAUGCCCUUUAAGUUCCUGUGACACUUCACUUGCAAUUAGGGGGAUCAUUACUCUGACCAAAUUUGAGUUUGGAUAAUUAAACCUCAUCUACUGCAUUCUCUUGAAAAUAUUCAGUCCCAGAUGGUAUUUUCAGGCCUUUAUACACACUUAGUUGUCACAGGAUAAAAAACAGCAACAACCCAUAAAUUAAUUUAACACAUUCAGGGAAUGAAAACCUCAGUAAGAGGGUGAAUUUGAAAAAGAAGCAGCACAUUUCUUUUUUUUCAUGUUCCACAAGAUUAAAAACAAACUUCAGACAGAAGAGUAGCUAAUCAGGGGUAAACAUUACAGUCCAGGCUUUGCCAGCAAUGCGGGUUUUCUAUCUGCAUUGAGCUGUUUUAGAAAAGUAAAGUAAAGGGAAAAAAAGGAUUCAAAACUGUCACACACACACACACACACACACACACCCCAGUCUGAAGAGAUACAUCCCAUUCCAGCAUUUCCCAAACCUGGGUCUCCAUCCAUUUUUUUGGACUACAACUCCCAUCAUCUCUAGCUAGCAGAACCAGUGGUCAGGGAUGGUGGGAACUGUAGUCCAAAAACAGCAGGACACCAACAUUUGGCAAACCCAGCCUCAUUCUACCACUUCAAACUGUUAACUCCUUGAUUUACUGCCUAUGUAGAAUAGGUCUAUGAUCCUGAACUCCCCAGGAGCAGGAUUUGUGCGCAUCCUUGGGAGUUUCACUGUUAUGUUGAAGUUUAGCAUAUGUAUAUCUGAAGGAGUGUCUCCACCCACAGUGUUCAGCCCAGACACUGAGGACAAAGUUCCGAGGGCCUUCUGGUGGUUCCUUUACUGCAAGAAGUGAAACUGCAGGGAACUAAGCAGAGGGCCUUCUCGGUAGUGGCACCCACCCAGUGGAACGCCCUCCCAUCAGAAGGUAGUUUAGGGCGAGAGGGGCCAUUGCUGUCACUUCCUAUGUUCCUAAGUCCAUGGAGAACUUUAAAGACAGGCCUGGGAAACCUUUGGCCCCCCAGCUGCAGCUGAAUUGCAGUAUCCACCAGCCACAACAAGCGUUGCCAAUGGCUAGGGAUGUUCAACAAAAUUGGAAGGUCCUUAGAAGAUAAGGACAAGAAAGGAGAUGGGAAACCAGGUACGGGAAGAGGAGACACCUCACAUGGUUUGAAUGUUUAAUUUUCCAAGCAUUUUAACUGCCAACCUUGCCCAUCUUUCUCUCUGCCUGCCGUGUGGCUCAGUUUCCUUCUCCGCUUUGGAAAAAGCCGUGAUAAAAGAGGGUUGUCAGCCUGUUCCUUUGGUUGAGUUGCUCUCUCAUUUUCUGUGGAUGUCUUCUGCUUUCUUAAUAUCCUGUGUCAAAAGUAUGAUAAAAUGGCUUCUUGUGUAUUAGUUCAAAGAGCUGAAUUUAAAUUAUCGUCCAUUCAAAUGAAUCUUCAACCUCUUUGUUAUAUCGAUAUCAGCAACACAAGGAUUAUUGGCUCCUGGUCAUUUUCAUGCUGCUUCGACUCACAGAGCUGGAUCAUAAGAAAAUCACCGUGCAAGAAAAGGUAAGCGUGCUCUUUUGGUUGAUUCAUUCGUAUUGAGAUAUAAGUAGGGGGCCUGAACAAAAUGUUGCAGUGUGGAGUUCCAGAAGGAACAUAUUGAUUAAUCAGGAGGGAAUUCUAACCACAAACUCAUUUGGCCACUCUUGUUCAAGCUGAAGGAAUUGAUGUAAUUAAUGAAUUGAUCCCUCUCCUCUUGGGAGCAGGUUGCUGCUGUCAACAAGUACGACCCUCCUCCUGAAGUGGUGGCUGCCCAGGAUCACAUGACCCAGAUCAUGUAUAGCAUGAUCCAGCCGCAGCGGAUUUUUGACAGGUAAGCUGGGCGUCAGUUCCCCUUCCACCCUGUAGGUGGCGCUCAGGUAAAGCUGUCACAGGGAUGGGACAUUUUCCAUUGGGGGGGAGAGAAGACUCUGUUGUCGGUACCAGGACGGAAAUCAGGCAGAACUUGCUUGGCUGAGCAGAUUACGAAACGAAGUUAGUUGCUCACCUCGGAGCUCCAAGACAGAUUGCACACCGCCCCGUUCCUUUUAAACAAUCUGUCGGAACAGAUGGCCACUCACAUCACAAACGGAGAGAUGCGAAGAGGCAACAAUCCUCUUAUCGAUACCCAGCGACGAUUACCAGCGACGAGUGCUUGCAACUGUAAUUUCUCCAGGCUGUCUCUAACUCUCUCCCGUCAAUAGCGUUGGCAUCUCGUGGCGGGCAAAAUGGACAUGCCUCCCGCUGUGGAUCACAGAGGCUACAAGAGGAGCACUCACAAGGCCUCCUCAUUCUCACCCUCUUCUAGCAUCCAUCUGUACCCAUCAGUCUCCUUUUCACCAGCCCUUCUCUCAUUUCUCAGGAGGCGUUUCCAUUGGGGGGCAUCCAUUGCGACUGUGUUGGCAUUUUCUAGGCAGUUUCCCCCUUGCACGUACUUGGAACUUGAUGGCUCUGUUCCCAAGCAGCUCAGCCCUGCUCGUCUGGUGCGUUGCAUCCAAGGCAUCACAUAGGAUUAAAUUAACAGCUGCCAGCCUACGCCUUCUGUUGAGUCUAUAAAUAAUGCUCCAAGUCAUAGGAAAUAUUUAAUUUGGGUGUUUGGGUGAACCUAUCAUCUCCAUCUAGUGCAGAGCUUUCCAAACUUUUCAUGCUGGUGACACACUUUUUAGACAUGCAUCAUUUCGUCACACAGUAAUUCAGUUUUACUAGCAAACCGGAGGUUAAGGUAACCCCUUAAAGCAGGCAUAGGCAAACUCCGGCAAUCCAGAUGUUUGGGACUACAGUUCCCAUCAUCCCUAGCUAACGGGACCAGUGGUCAGGGAUGAUGGGUGUUGUAGUCCCAAAAACAUCUGGAGGGCCGGAGUUUGCCUAUGCCUGCCUUAAAGAGUGCAGGGGGCGUUUGCAUGACACACCUGCACACCGCAGCCAACACACUAAUGUGUCAAGAUGCACAGUUUGGAAAGCUCUGAUCUAGUGAAUAGAAUCAUGGCCUUAAAAUAUCCAAAUCAUUUUAUUUAUUUAUUUAUCUAUCUAAAAGCAGUCUGUCCCACCAUUUCACACCCCCCCCAAAAAAAUAUGCGUUUAUUUAUUUUUAUUAGACAUAUGCCAUCCUUCAUCAUAAGAUCUCAGGGCGGUUCACAAGAUAAAUAUCCAAAGUAAAAGCACAAAUAAAUAGAUAAAUCCAACCACCCCCCCAAAAAAAACAUUUAAAAGGCUUUAGAAUAUUAAUCAGCCCAAGGCCUGGUUGAAGAGGAGCGUUUUUGUGUGGUGCUUAAAGAUAGAUAAUUCAGGCGCCUUACAAGUCCCAAACAUAACAAGAGCUUAGGACAGGCACCCUCAAACUUUGGCCCUCUAGAUGUUUUGGAACUACAAUUCCCAUCAUCCCUGACCACUGGUCCUGUUAGCUAGGGAUGAUGGGAGUUGUAGUCCCAAGGCAUCUGGAGGCCUGAGUUUGGUGAUGCCUGGGUUAGGAGAUACCUAGAGGGGAGCUGUGUAUAUUGUGUAUCGCAUCCGAAUUCCUGUGAGAAGGUUAAUGGCGGCAUCUUUUUCCUUCUCUCUGUGCAGCACCUUACCCAGCCUCGAUGCUCCCUAUCCCAUGCUGGUGUUGACCGGACCCCUGGCCUGCUGGAAGCGAGAACUUUGCCACAGGCUCUGCAGAAAAUUCAACAACUAUUUCAGAUACAGGUACCUCUGGUCCAUAAACGUUCACGAUGUCCUUGGAGACUUGCUGGAAAUAAAACAAGGCAGGUUUUCUCAGAAAGAUAAAAAAAAGCUUUAUGGAAGGCAAUUAUGCCCUUCUCUGUUCUACCAGUUUUAGUUUCCCCCUUUUAUUUUCUUCUUAUCAUCUUAUAUUGCCCUCCCCAUCAAAUUCAGGGGAGAAAUCAUCUGGUUUGUAGAGUUCUUUUCCUGCAACGUAUCCAAAUCAGAUGCUUUCCAUCUUGCUGUGGACCAAACACAGAUUGAUGUUAAUUGUAGGAAUGCAAGCUUUAAUCAGUACAUUGUGGCUGCUUUCGUACCACUGUUUGAUUGGGUGGGACUGACUUCUAAGUAUUUAGAAGUUUGAUUGUCAGAGGCCAGUUUUAAUUUCUGAGUGCAAAUUUUAAUGGAGUUAAAUGCUCUCUCUUUUUUGAAGCUAUUUUAGUUCUGUGUUGCUCUAAAAGGACGGGGUGGCUGGGUCUAAAAUGACCUUUCUUCUUAACAAUGAACAGUAACUACAUACUUAUAAAAUUGUGAGUUAUCUUGCUUUUUGUUCAAAAUAGCCAAAAGGCAGCUAUAUUGAGCGUUUGGUAAAAUAACCACAUAGAUUAAGUUAAUCAGGGGGGAAAGGUUUAAUUGAGCAGUGUGAAACCAUUCCCAGCUGGUUCCUCCAGCCCCCGUGGAUCAUUUUGACAGGUGGGCAGGGACCACCCAUCAGUCAAUCAUUUGAUGUCACAAUGACACCAGGUGACAUGCUUUACUUUGCCUGCCCAGUUUGAAAUCAAAGGGCUUUGAAGGCACCGCUGAUUAAGUAAAUGAUUGACAGUGUCUGAAAACCCCACUUUCAGCAGGGAGCAACUUCUUCUAUUGCCUCUGACCUGACAUAAUAUAUGAUGCCCAGUGUAGGACUGGUUCCUGUGGGUUGACCUCACAGACCAAAUGCUAAGGGCUGCUGCCCUAAUUCAUUAGGUUGGUGGGCCAGAGGUUCCUUGCCACUGGUUUAAUUGGUUGUGAUGGCCUUAAGUAAAGGUAAAGGGACCCCUGACCAUUAGGUCCAGUUGUGACCGACUCUGGGGUUGCGGCGCUCAUCUCGCUUUACUGGCCGAGGGAGCCGGCAUACAGCUUCCGGGUCAUGUGGCCAGCAUGAGCCGCUUCUGGCGAACCAGAGCAGCACACGGAAACGCCGUUUACCUUCCUGCCGGAGCGGUACCUAUUUAUCUACUUGCACUUUGAUGUGCUUUCGAACUGCUAGGUUGGCAGGAGCAGGGACAGAGCAACGGGAGCUCACCCCGUCGUGGGGAUAUGAACCGCCAACCUUCUGAUCGGCAAGUCCUAGGCUCUGUGGUUUAACCCACAGCGCCACCCGCGUGUGAUGGACUUAGCCACUCGCAAACUGCAUUGAGCUGUCCAGUCACCGCUGCAAAUAUAUUUACACCUAGACAUUCAUUUCAUGGCUUAGCUACAGAACCUGACCCCAUUCAUGUUCAGAGCAUGGCAACUUGUAUUUGUAUAAUGCCGGCUCUAAUCCCAGGGUAGGGUUUCAUGGCAGUCCAGAGAGUCCAGGAUUUGUGUUGGCUUUCCAAAUACAGUGGUACCUCGGGUUAAGUACUUAAUUCGUUCCGGAGGUCCGUUCUUAACCUGAAACUGUUCUUAACCUGAAGCACCACUUUAGCUAAUGGGGCUUCCCACUGCCACCGCGCCGCCGGAGCACGAUUUCUGUUCUCAUCCUGAAGCAAAGUUCUUAACCCGAGGUACUAUUUCCGGGUUAGCGGAGUCUGUAACCUGAAGCAUCUGUAACCUGAAGCGUAUGUAACCCCAGGUACCACUGUAUCGCAGUAUUGGACUGAUGGCCUGAACAGAAGGGAAAGCCAAAGAUGUAGUUGAAUACAAUAUUAUUUACCGUUUCCGUUGUAAGGAAAAGAUACAGUGGAUUUCGGUGUAAAUUUUACUGCUCUCUCACGCACAUCUUGGAAUCCCUGCCACUCGGGUUCUUUAUGGGACCUUUCAGAAAGCAAGCCUGUUCCUUGCACUCCCCCUGCCUCUUAUGGGUAGGCGAUGGCAGAAUCUGAAUGUACACAAGGAUAGCUCCAGUUCCUGGGUGACCCAUUUGGGCGUCUGACCGGCUCUCCCUGAGCUGUCCAAAGGUUAGCAGUUCCUGAUCUACAGUUAUCUACAGGUAUCUGAAGAAGUGUGCAUGCACACGAAAGCUUGUACCAAGAAAAAACUUAGGUGGUCUCUAAGGUGCUACUGGACAAUAGGGCUCAGGGCAGCUAACAACAAAUUUAAAACACUUAAUUGAUGCAACAAAAAAACAGCAUAAAAUACAGGAAAAUACAUGAAUAACAAUAAAUUCAGAAUUCAAAAAUCAAUUUAGGGGGGAAAUCCAUCCAAUAAACAUUAGAUAAUCACCAGGGCUAGCUGGCUAAAUUAGUCCUAUUUGGGCCAGCGAGGAGACCAGGGGAGAAUUAGCUGUGGGAUCCCAGAGCGGGUAAUCUUCAUAAAAAGGGGAGGAGGAGGGAAGGAAGGGAAAUAAAAGAUUAGGCUAAGUUCAAACUGAAAGCCAAGCAGAAUAGCUCUUUCUUUCAGGCCCUGCGGAAGGAAGUUAAAUCCUGCAGGGCCCUGGUCUCAUGGGACAGAGCAUUCCACCAGGUCGGAGCCAUCACUGAGAAGGCCCUGGUGGAGGAUAAUCUGACUUCCUUAGGGCCCGGGACCUCUAAACUAUGGUUAUUCAUGGACCUUAAGAUCCUCUGUGGGGCAGACCAGGAGAGACGGUCCCGUAAUGAGACCUUAGACCUUCUUAGACCUUAAAGCACAUACUUUCCUACCGGUAUGUCAUAGAAUCGUAGAAUUGUAGUGUUGUAAGGGACUCUGAGAGUCAUCUUAUGUCAAGAUUAGCAAGCCUGGCGACUUCCAGAUGCUCUUGAACUGCAGCUUCCAUCAUCCCAAGAACAUAAGAAGAGUUUUGCUGGAUCAGGCCAGUGGCCUCUCUAGUCCAGCAUCCCGUUCUCACAGUGCCCAUGGGAAGCCUGGAAGCAGGACCUGAGCACAAUGGAGGUUUCAGUGUGUUGUAAAUCAAAGACUUUGAAAUAAAUCUCCUGGCUGAAAGGGAGUAGUGGGUGGGGAGAGACAUCAAAUACAAUACAUAUUAAAUAAAUUACACAGUUUGCAAGUAAAUUUUUAUUCAGAAUUUGUAUAAAGAAAAGAAAAAAGAACUAACAAAUACAAAAAUAAACAUUUUAACAUAAAUUAUUCAUCCUAUUUUCAUACUAUACAAAAAGAAAGCAUAUGUUCAUACAAAAAUAAGAAUAUAACCAUUAGGCUCUCCUUAGCCUUUGACUUCCCUUCACCCUUUUGGUAAGUAUCAAAUAAGUCCCGGGUUGCGUAAUUAGUUUAUUAAAGUUUAUAGUUAUUAGCUGAUAAAGUUUUUCUAAUACCGCCAGUUCCUCCUAUAUAUCCGUUCCAAUAUAUUUCCAAAACUUACUCCAAUUUUUUUGAAAUUUCUGGUCGUCUUGGUCUCGUAUUCUGCCUGUUAAUCUAUCUAGCUCGGCAUAGUUGAUCAUUUUGACCUGCCAGUCACUUAUGUUAGGAAUAGUUUCUAUUUUCCAGUUUUGUGCCAGCAUAAUUCUUGCGGCUGUGGUGGCAUAGAGAAAUAUUUUUUAUCUUCAUUUUUAUUUCCUUACCCAUUAUUCCCAGCAAAAAGGCCUCAGGUCUCUUGGGAAAAGUGUAUUUAAAAACUUUUUAAGUUCAUUAUAAAUUGCUUCCCAAAAACCUUCACCUUGCUGCAUUGCCACCACAUAUGGUAGAGGUCUCCCUCCCCUCACCACAUUUCCAGCAUGUCUUAUUUUCUGAUCUAUAGAUUUUAGCCAAUUUUGCCGGCGUAAGAUACCAUCUAUAGAGCAUUUUCCAAACAUUUUCUCUCAAACUCGUACAGGCCGUAAAUUUAAUGUCUCUAUUCCACAAUUUCAACCACUUUUCAAACUCGAUGUUAUAACCGAAGUCAAUUGCCCAUUUAAUCAUUGCCUCUUUGACUUCCUCGUCUUUUGUAUGCCAUUCCAGUAAUAUGUCAUAUAAUUUAGACAAUGUUUUGUUUUUGCCUUCUAUUAUUUCUAUAUUGAAUUUUGAUUUCUUGUCCUCAAAGCCCAUUUUUCUUUUAUCUUGUUUUAACAUAUCAUUCACCUGAUGAUAUUGUAACCAGCCGGUGAAUUGAUCCUUUAUUUCCUCAUACGGUUUAAGUUUAAGCCCUUGUUCUGAUUUUCUUAGCAAAUCUUCGUAGGUGGCUGUCUUCCCUUCCAUGUUGGUUUUUUUAUUGUUAAGACCUCUACUGGUGAAAUCCACCAUGGUGUUUUUCUUUCGAGAAGGUUCUUAUUUCUUUCCCAGACCUGAUAUAUUGGUCCCCUGAAAAUAUGGUUUAAGAAAGCCCUGUGGACUUUCACCUUCUCGUACCAGAGAUAUGCGUGCCACCCAUACCGGUUAUUGAAACCUUCUAAAUCCAGUAGGUCUCUGUUCUCCAAUUUUAUCCAAUCUUUUAACCAAAGUAGGCACGCUGCUUCAUAAUAUAGGCUCAAAUCUGGGAGGGCAAAACCUCCUCUUUCCUUUUUAUCAAUUAGUAUUUUCAUUUUAAUCCUUGGUCUUUUCCCCUGCCAGAUGAAUUUCAUCAGGGUUCUCUGCCAUUCUUUACAUUGUUUUAGACCUUUAAUAACUGGAAGAGUUUGAAAUAAAAACAACAUCCUCGGCAAAACAUUCAUUUUAACCACUGCUAUCUUCCCUAAAAGGAAAAUUUCAUCCUCCCCAUAUUUCCAGAUCUUUCUUUAUUUUUUUCCAUGUAACUUCAUAAUUAUCUUUAUAUAGGUUUAUGUUUUUGCCGUAAUCCACACUCCCAAAUAUUUCACUUUUUUCACCACCAUGAUUUCCACUUUUUGUUCUAGAUCUUUCGUUUCUUCCUUAGUUAGAUUUUUAACCAGCAUUUUAGUUUUAUUCUUGUUUACCUUAAAACCUGCCACCUCUCCAAAUUCCUCAAUUUUUGUAAUGCUUCUUUUACACUAUCUUGUGGAUCUUCCAAAGUCAAAACAAUAUCGUCGGCAAAGGCUUUAAUUUUGAAUUCCUUCUUUCCUACUCUAAUUCCUUUCACUUCUGUUGCCUCCCUCAGUCUCUUAUUAAGUACUUCCAAAAUUACAAUAAAUAAUAAGGGGGACAGGGGGCAACCUUGUCUGGUCCCUUUAUAAAUGUUAAAAUAUUCUGUUGUAUUGUUAUUUAUCACCAGCUUUGCUUUCUGUUCUUUGUAUAUUGCUUCUAUGCCUCUUCUAAAUUUUUCGCCAAUUCCCAUCCUUUCCAAAGCCUUCUUUAGGAAGUUCCAGGAAACAUUAUCAAAUGCCUUUUCGGCGUCUAUGAAAACCAGUGCGGCUUUUCUGUCUAUUUUCAUGUCCAGGUAUUCAAUAAUGUCAAUCAAAUUCCUUACAUUAUCCCGUGAUUGUCUCCCUGGGAGAAAUCCUGUUUGAUCACCAUGAAUUUUAUUAAUCAAGACCUUCUUUAAUCUUUCCGCCAUUAUGUCUGCAAAUAGCUUAUAAUCAUUAUUUAAUAAUGAGAUUGGCCUAUAGUUCUUUACUUCCAUAGUGUCCACCUCUUUUUUAGGGAUCAAUAUAACAUAGGCUUCCUUCCAGGUAUUAGGUAUCUUUCCUUCUCUCAAUAUAUUGUUCAUAACCUCUCCCAGCACUGGUGAUAUUUGGUUAAUUAAUGUUUUAUAAUAUUUGGCCGGAAGGCCGUCCGGUCCCAGCGCCUUCUCAGCUUUCAUCUUUUUAAUAGCCUUUUUAUCUCUUCCUGUGUUAUUAUCUCAUCUAGUGCUGCUCUUUCAUCUUCUACAAUUUGUUCCAGAUGGUGUUUUUGCAGAAAUUGAUCUAUUUCUUGUUCUGUUUCCUCUCCUCUUUUGUACAAAUCCUUAUAAUAUCUUUGGAAUAUUCUUUUUAUUUCUUUUGGUUCUUCCAUAAUCAUAUCUCCUUCUUUUAUUUUACUGAUCGUAUUCAACUUCUUCCUUUCUCUCAACUGCCACGCUAGAUAUUUCCCUAUCUUAUUUGCGGACUCAAAGUUCUUUUGAUUCAUCCUUUUAAUUUUCCACUCUAUCUCUUGGUUAAUUAUUGUAGCAAAUUUAGCUUGUAGUAUUUUUAAGUUCUGUUUUAAACUCUCUUCACUAGGGUUAACAGUUAAUUUUCUUUCAUUUUCCAUAAUCUGUAUUAAAAUCUGCUCUUUCUUUUUUCCUUUUUCUUUUCUUAAUUGGGUAUUUUUCUGAAUCAAAAAACCCCUCAUGACCGCUUUUCCUGCGUCCCACACCAUCUCUAUGGAAGUUUCUCCAUUUAAAUUCCACCUAAAGUAUUCUUCAAUUGUUUCUAUAGCCUUAUUUACUAUCCUUUGAUCAUUGAAUAAAUAUUCAUUCAUUCUCCAUCUGGCUGUUUUAACCUCUCUACCUUUUAACUCCAUGGAAACCGCACUAUGAUCAGAUAAAGUUCGAGGCCAAAUUUCAGACUUAAUUAAAUUCUGUACCAAUCCCUCGAGACCCAAAUACUGUCUAUCCUCCCCCAGCUCUGAUUCGGAUUUGAAAAAAAGUGAAUUGUUUUGCAGUAGGGUUUUAAACCUCCAAACAUCCGUCAAUCCUAAAUUAUUUACCAUGUCGAAGAAAGAUCGUGGUAGUUUACCUUCUUUCCCAUCUUGUCUUUUUGUUAAUCUAUCCAUAUUCGGCGUCACCACCCCAUUAAAAUCUCCCAUCAAUGUCAUUUUCUGGUCCAUCCAUUCCAUUAGUAUAUUAUCUAAUUCCAAAAAGAAAGCUGAUUUUUUCUCAUAAAUUACACAGUUUGAAAAGCCUGGCUGGAAUUUCCCAGUAAUUGAAAACUGCUGGGGAUUUUCCAAACACCUUCAGUUUUCCAAGAGCCUUGUUGUGUUUUAUUUUAUAUUUUAUUCCCUCAUAAGCAUCAUGCACGUGAAGAACAGAGAGCAAAGCAGUCUUAGCAGAGCAGAAAAUUGCUACCAUAAAGCAAAGCUGCAUUUUUAUUAUUCAGAGGAGGUUUCUGUAGCUUUCGUGUGCUGCUUUUAGAAUUUUCAACAUGCCACUUGUUAAAACUGUAUUUUAUGGAAGAUACUGGGCAACUUCAAAUGUAAACAUGACCUUGCUGUUAAAAGGAGCUUGUAACAUAAGUUUUUUUUUAAAAAAAGAAGGCCAUUCAAAACAUCUGGUCAGUGCCCAGGACUGACCUUUUGAGAUGUGUAUAUUUAUAAAAAUUGCUGAGAAAAUCACACCUUUGAAGUUUCAGCUUUAUAGGGUCCACGUGCCUCAUACGGUUCUCAUUUGACACAGUUAUUGAAUAUGAUGGUUCCUGAAUCCCUUUCCCUGGAGUGUUGUUGUGGCAGGAUUGGCUGGCAUUUUUAGGCCUCCCCCACAGGCACUAUAACAUCUGAAGGACGUGGGAGAAUCACACACCACUCAACAUUUCACAGAUGUAAAUAGGGAGGGACAUGCUCUGUACUUGUAAAACAAAAAAAAACAUGCACACAUACACACACCUGCCAAAUUCUAACCCUAAGCAUCACUCUCCGAGUUCCCUUCUCCCAUAAUUCACAUGGAUGAUGUCUCUUCUCUGAUUCCUUUUGUUAAUUUACUCUGCAAUGUGGCCUGUUGGCUGCAUCUAGCAUCAGUGUGUGAAACAGUGAGUGCUGUCAUGUCUUCAGUCCAAAAUCUGUGUUCUUCCAGUUCAUCAACACCAGUCUUUUGGCCACAGUUAGAACGUGUAGAAUCCACUUUUGUUGCCCAGUUGUCAACUUCUGUUUAUACCAAUUGGUGUAAAAUUCAAAAUAAUAUUUUCCACUGAUUUUUUUUAAGUUUUUCUGUGUAGUCAUAUUCAUGCAGCCAAACACAUUCCCCCAAAACGUAGUACAGGAAAGUGUAAGAACAUAUGUUUCAAGGAGCCAUUAUCUUUAUUACAUCUCCAACAAAGAACUGCAUUAGACCAGGCGUAGGCAAACUCUGCCCUCCAGAUGUUUUGGGACUACAACUCCCAUCAUCCCUGGCCACUGGUCCUGUUAGCUAGGGAUGAUGGGAGUUGUAGUCCCUAAACAUCUGGAGGGCCGAGUAUGCCUAUGCCUGCAUUAGACAGUCCUUUUCCAUACAAAUGUAAUGGAGUCCAAUAAAUUCUAGGUAUUAAUUUCUGUUGUAUAAGAUGCAUUGUGUGGCUAUCUUUUCUCUGUCCUGGAUUUACUGCCAAUCAUCUGAAGGGGGUAGAUUUCUGUCUCCACCGCAUUCAUAAUUUUAUCAACCUUUGCUAUGUUCAUAUGUAAAUAUAUAUAUAUACAUACACAAACACACAUCCUUUACAGCCUAACACUAUGCAUGCUGAGAUCAAUAGGAUUUACUCCUGUCCUGAGUAAAUGUGCACUAGAUUGUCCUCGAGUUCUUUAACAGUGUCAUCUCCCUUCACUUGCUUAUUCUGUUUUCUGUCUGGCUUAUCUUUCAGUCCCUGCCACACCACGAGGACUGCUUAUUUUGGAGAAGAAAACAGAUUAGAUUACUAUUUUGUUUCCCAGGAGGAGUUUGACAAAAUGGUGACCAUGGUAAGGCAUGAGCUGAUUUGUCCUGCUUUCGCUUGAGGGGAGGAUGCCUGGCAGCUCAUCACAGAUCAUGCUAAAGGGUGAGGGUGCGGAAAUCCAUUGAGGAUUGAGCUAUUGGAGAAAAAAACGAACUGUGGGACCGCUCGUCUAACUUGCCUGUCAAAAACAUGUUGUUGUUGUUUAGUCGUUUAGUCGUGUCUGACUCUGCGUGACCCCCUGGACCAGAGCACGCCAGGCACUCCUGUCUUCCACUGCCUCCCGCAGUUUGGCCAAACUCAUACUGGUAGCUUCGAGAACACUGUCCAACCAUCUUGUCCUCUGUCGUCCCCUCCUCCUUGUGCCCUCCAUCUUUCCCUCAAUCAGGGUCUUUUCCAGGGAGUCUUCUCUUCUCAUGAGAUGGCCAAAGUCUUGGAGCCUCAGCUUCAGGAUCUGUCCUUCCAGUGAGCACUCAGGGCUGAUUUUAUUCAGAAUGGAUAGGUUUGAUCUUCUUGCAGUCCAUGGGACUCUCAAGAGUCUCCUCCAGCACCAUAAUCCAAAAGCAUCAAUUCUUCAGCGAUCAGCCUUCUUUAUGGUCCAGCUCUCACUUCCAUACAUCACUACUGAGAAAACCAUAGUUUGAACUAUACGGACCUUUAUUGGCAAGGUGAUGUCUCUGCUUUUUAAGAUGCUUUCUAGGUUUGUCAUUGCUUUUCUCCCAAGAAGCAGGCGUCUUUUAAUUUCAUGACUGCUGUCACCAUCUGCCGUAAUCAUGGAACCCAAGAAAGUAAAAUCUCUCCCUGCCUCCAUUUCUUCCCCUUCUAUUUGCCAGGAGGUGAUGGGACCAGUGGCCAUGAUCUUCGUUUUUUCGAUGUUGAGCUUCAGACCAUAUUUUGCACUCUCCUCUUUCACCCUCAUUAAUAGGUUCUUUAAUUCCUCCUCACUUUCUGCCAUCAAGGUUGUGUCAUCAGCAUAUCUGAGGUUGUUGAUAUUUCUUCCGGCAAUCUUAAUUCCGCCUUUCACAUGAUGAAUUCUGCAUAUAAGUUAAAUAAGCAGGGAGACAAUAUACAGCCUUGUCAUACUCCUUUCCCAAUUUUGAACCAAUCAGUUAUUCCAUAUCCAGUUCUAACUGUAGCUUCUUGUCCUACAUAGAGAUUUCUCAGGAGACAGAUGAGGUGAUCAGGCACUCCCAUUUCUUUAAGAACUUGCCAUAGCUUGCUGUGGUCAACAUGUACUGAAUAGUUUUUAAUCUCUCUAGCUGUUCCUUAAUUGCUGAAGAGCCUCUAGCUCACUUUCAAAGGGUGCUGUUCUCUUCAUUCUGUGAGAGGGUUAUGCACACGAGCAACAAAUCUGAGCUUUUAAUCUUUCUUUUUUAAUGCGUUCUGUCCUCCCAGAAAAUGCUGGUUCACCUCAUUGUUCAGCAGAGUAGCCUCUGGUCAAGUCGUAAAAGUGCUUCUUGCACCCAAGCCAGAUGGGCUGCUGCUUGUGAUCUUCAUGCUCUGCUUUGUGAUGUUUCCAAGAUCAUGUGCCUGGCUGAUGCUUAGAGCCAGUGGUGGUCAGACUGUCAGAGCCCAGAGUGUCAGAUUGGGACCUGGGAGGUAAAGGUAAAGGGACCCCUGACCAUUAAGUCCAGUCGUGACCAACUCUGGGGUUGCGGCGCUCAUCUCGCUUUAUUGGCCGAGGGAGCCGGCAAACAGCUUCCGGGUCAUGUGGCCAGCAUGACUAAGCCGCUUCUGGCGAACCAGAGCAACGCACGGAAACGCCGUUUACCUUCCCGCCGGAGCGGUACCUAUUUAUCUACUUGCACUUUGACGUGCUUUCGAACUGCUAGGUUGGCAGAAGCCGGGACCGAGCAACGGGAGCUCACCCCGUCGCGGGGAUUCGAACCGCCAACCUUCUGAUCGGCAAGUCCUAGGCUCUGUGGUUUAACCCACAGUGCCACCCGCGUCCCAGGGCCUGGGAGACCAGAGUUCAAAUCCCCACUUAGCCAUGAAGCUCACUGAGUGACCUUGGUUCAGUCUCUCAGCCUAACCUACCUCGCAGUAGGUUGUUGUGAUAAAAUGACAAAGGGGAAGAACCGUGCUCUCUACCUUGAGCUGCUUGGAGGAAAAGGUGCCGUAUGACUGCAAUAACUAAAUAAAACAAAGCAAAUAAACUGAAUGCUGGACUUGAGAACCCGACCUGAUGUGGCAUUCUUUUUCUGUGAUCCCGGCCGAAGGGAAUUUUGUCUUUCCACCGUGCGGGUCUCAGAUAGUGCGUCUUGAAAAAGUGCUGGAGGAAGGAGCACAAAUGGGCCGUCUUUUAUGGCACUCCUAGGAUAGCGUGCGCAGGAGAAAUUCAUGUGACUUCCCUGUGGAGAAAUGCCCAUAGGCUGAGCUGACACAUCUCGUCGCCACAGGAGAGCUUCUCUUGCGUGGGGAGCACCCAGAUGGGCUGUUUAUUGAGCAAGCCUGCUGAUAUGCUUGCACGAAACUUGGGACGAGGUUAUACAACUUUGCCUCUUCCAUGAGCAUCCGUCCCCAUCUGUUCACACAGACUUUGCAUGGCACUGCCAGCUAGCUGUUGUCACUCUGCACGUUUCCCAGAAGUGCAGUUUUCCAUCACUUUCCUUGUCUGGCUUUUUGUGGUUAGAAGACUGGUGGGAUAACUGGGGUAGAAGAAUCUUCAUCAACCUGACACCCUCCGGGUAUUUUUGGACUGCAACUCCCAUCAUCCCCACCUGGGCUGAAUUAGAAAGCCCGACGCAAUUAUCCUAUUUUUUGUGUGCCAAUAACCAGUGCUUCCUCCUAACAUGCAAAUCCAACCUUAGUGUCCCAGAUGGGCUGGAACUUCUGUCAAUGAAAUUAACGACAACAUCACUUUAGUAUUUAUCAAGUGCAUUGCAAUGUUCACAGCAUGACCAAUACUGCCUUGCUGUUUUUAGAAGCAGGAGAUAAAUUCAGGGGUACGUCGGAAUUGCUUCUCCCAUAUUUAUUUCGGUCCUCCCAUUGCUAUAACCCAUCCUGGGACCUGCUGGAGAAGAAGAUAAAUACUUUGAUGGUGGGGUCUUCUGGUUCAUAGUUCUAUCUCUCACCCACCCUUUUGCACAAGCUCCUAGUCAGCACAUGCGUCAACCCUACAUUUCCUGCCUACACAGCAGGAGAGAUCAAGCUGCCAUGUAUCUGAGGUGAGGAGCGGCAUGUCAGAGUAUUAGAUUCUGGGAUCUAGAUUAUAGUUUCUGGCGAGAGCUUUCCCCUUGUUUGUUCUUGUUGCCCAGGCUUCAUUCUUUUCAUUCCAGGGGAAAUUCAUUGCAACUUUUAAGUACAGCGGCUUCUACUACGGAAUGGGCCGGGACACAAUCGAGUCCAUCGCUAGGGAGGGACUUGCAACCUGCAUUCAUAUGGAAAUAGAGGUAACGAUGGGGAUGGAAGCACCUUAAGCCAUAGCAAAGUCCGUGUAAUUACUGUAUUUUUCCAUGUAUAACAUGCCCCCAUGUAUAAGAUGACCCCUAAUUUUUGGGACCACAACUAAAUUUUUUUUAGGGGGAUUGCCCAAAGUUAUUGAGCUUUUUAGGGGGGGUCACCACCGCCAGUUGCUCUACAGCAAAUUGCACGCAUCACCGCAGCCAACAAUCCAACAAUCGUCUGCACGCUCGACACCAAAAGCCCGUCUGUGAACUCGAUGAAACCACUUGUCAAUACAGUAUAUCAACGUCCAAUUACCACAGCCACAGCCAAUCGUCAGCAGGCCUUGCCGCAGCAACCAAUCACACGCCCAGUCGCCACUGGCAAUCUCCUGCUGACUGCUGACACCAAUCGCCCGUUCCCCCCUCUGCUGUCCAUGUAUAAGAUGACCCACAAUUUUUGCCUAUUAUUUUUAAGGAAAAACUAUUGUCUUAUACAUGGAAAAAUACAGUAUGUUUUUAUCAUAAACCAAGAGCUGGGCCUGUGUCAAGCGCUAGAUCCAAAGCUGUGGUUCAUUGAAUCAUAGAAUGGUAGAGUUAUAUAAUAAGUUAAUUGUUAGUUAUAUAAUCAAUAGCUAAGUUAUUAAUUAGAUGCUUUUUUCCCAGAAACAUGAACUCAAAGCAAGAACCUCGUUUGAGCUGAAACAAUUUCCCUACUCCUUGCUUCACUGCCCCACUAAAGAGGUUCAAGAUCCAUUUAACGAAUGAAUAUUAUUUAUUUGGGCAGCUGAAGGCAUUGAAAAAAAAAGACAAGAUACAUAAAUCAGAAUAAAAUACAUUACACAGUUAAAAUAAUUAUUAAAGCCAGGCAUUCUGUAGGAUUGCUCCCCUGAACAAUUUAAUUUAGCAUUCCACAAUAUUUUCGCCUUAAAAUUGUUGCUCCAAAACAGGCCGUUUUUUUAGAGGUGUAAGAGGACCUGUCCUCUAAUAAGAAGUUAAUCAGAUGCCCGAUCAAUCUCUCAACUGAGAGAUGCCCACAAUCCAGACUGCUGGCACUGCACCUAAAAUCAGGAGAAUCCAGUCUUGACAGUACAGUUGUACCUUGGUUCUUGAAUGGAAUCCAUUCCGGAAGUCCGUUCAACUUCCAAAAAUAUUCGCAAACCAAGACGCGGCUUCCGAUUGGCUGCAGGAGCUUCCUGCGCUCAAUCGGAAGCAGCGUCGGACGUUCAGCUUCCAAAAAACAUUUGCAAACCGGAACACUCACUUCCGGGGUUGCGGCAUUCGGGAGCCAAAACGUUCAAGUCACGAGGCGUUUGAGAACCAAGGUACGACUCUACUGCUUAAACAGUCCUUACAGCCUUUGUGUCGAUCUGGGGUACUGUGUGUGAUUUAACAACUUCAGCCAAGGCCUGUGAAGCCUUGAAGUGAAUGAUAACCGAGUACCUCUGUUUUUUAAAGGGUGUUAGAAGCUUGAAGAAUUCCUACUUCCAACCUCGGUACAUCCUACUGAUCCCAGUGAACAAAGAGAGAUACGGGGGUCAGCUGCGACGGAUGGGGCUGUUCAGUAGGGCAGAGAUCGAAGAAGCAGUCCGCAGGGUGGGCAUGUACAUCCAACUGAACCAGGACUUCCCAGGGUUCUUUGACGCGGUCAUCAACGUCGGUGAGUCCAUCCCUUUGGAACCCAAGUCUCCUCUACUGGCAAGGUCUCUACUGCAGUCUUCCUGGGAAGGCAGUCAAAUGGAAGAAGCAGAGUUUGCGCAGCCCAUCCAAACUAUCAUAACAAGCACUCCUAACUCGCCUAACUAACAGCACCGAGGGCCUUCUGACGGUUCCCUCACUGCGAGAAGCCAAGUUACAGGGAACCAGGCAGAGGGCCUUUUCGGUAGUGGCACCCGUCCUGUGGAAUGCCCUCCCACCAGAUGUCAAACAGAACAACAACUACCAGACUUUUAGAAGACAUCUGAAGACAGCUCAGUUUAGGGAAGCUUUUAAUGUUUGAUGUAUUACAGUAUUUUAAUCAUUUUUUGGAAGCCGCCCAGAGUGGCUGGGGAAGCCCAGCCAGAUGGGCGGGGUAUAAAUAAAUUAUUAUUAUUAUUAUUAUUAUUAUUAUUAUUAUUAUUAUUAUUAUAACUCCUAACUUUCCCAUCCUGCACGAGAUGCUCAUGGGGUUAAAGGAGAUUGCCAGGACAUGCGCCAACAUCCAUGUGAUGGGGGGGGGGGGAACACAAGAUAAAUUGCCUGAACAUUCAUUCUCUGUAUCUGGGGGGUGGGAGAGAAGUUACCAGAGUAGCUGGUGCCCACAACACUUAGUCAAAAAUCCAGAUGUGCCCACAAGCCUAAACAAAUGGAGUGAUCUCUGCCAUAGGCGAUACUUCUUCUGUCUCUCUCUCUCGUAUUUAAUAUUGCACUGAUUUUGCUAAAAAGUUCAAACUUUUUAACACAAUGAAUAUCAGCAUUUUUCAUGGAUCUUGAUAGACAGACAUGGUUUCAAUUCUGUUAGUGUUUAAUUACUUUUUUAAAAAAAUGAUAUUUAUUAAAAUUUUAGAAAAAAGAAUUACAUAAAAACAAGAAAAGCAAAAACAAAAGACAGAAGUAAAAAUACAAGAAAAAUACAAAAUAUAAAAUACAGAAUAAAAGAAUAAAAAACACUUAAAAAAAGAAAAAAAUAGAUCAAUCUUUCCAUAUCUUACAUUCAUAUCCUUGUUUCCCUGACCUCCUCAUACCUCCCUUUUUUGUAUUCCAAUUCAAUUAGUUAAUUCAGCAAUUUCUUUCCCUCUUUAUUUUCUCUUAAUCCUUUAACUUAAUAUACUAUAACUUUAAAUUUUCACCUGUUAUCAAUCCAUUUUUACAUACACCUUUAUAGCAUUACUGCUUAAACCACCUAACUUCAUUCUAACAUCAUUCUAACAUUCAUUAAUUUUGCAAUAUUUCUGUAGAUAGUCUUUAAAUUUCUUCCAAUCUUCUUUCACCAACUCUUCUCCCUGGUCUCGGAUUCUGCCAGUCAUUUCCGCCAAUUCCAUAUAGUCCAUAAAUGAAACACAGAUUUCCUUUUCUGAGGGGAGUUCAAACCAUUACAAUUCCAGCUUAAUAGUUGCAGAGCCAUGAUGUAGUUACUUUGCUUCUCCUCCAACUGCACCCAGUGCCUGUUCCUGAUCUGUCGGUGGUAUCACCUUCUCCAGACGGUCUUUUAGUUCAGGAGGUAGUCUUGGUAUGUCUAAAGUUUCACUUACUAGUGCUCUUAACUCUUCUGCAGCUUCCUUCUGCAAGUCUUCUCCGUGGUCUCUCCAAAAUCUAUCUUUGUUGUCCUCUGAUCUUAUUUUUAUCUUCUUCCCUUUGUAGCUGAAGGAUAGGCCUUGGGGGAAUUCCCACCUAAAAAUGACUCCGUUGCUUCUCAACAGGGUGACCAAAUCUCUAUAGUUGGACCUAAGGUCCAAAAGAUAUUUCGGAAUGUCCUUAAAUAUCUCUACUUUUGACUGAUGAAUUUCCAAAGUCUUCUGGAAAUGCAGACUCAAGAUUUUGUCUCUCUCCUCUUUCGUUUGGAGGGUGAUCAAACAGUCUCUCACCCUGUUCUUCUUCCCUCCUCUUCCAAGCCUAAAAGCACCCACUAUCUUGAAGUUGUCCUUAUCCAAAUCUGGGUUCCAAAAGUCUGCAAAUUCCUGCAUAAGAAAAUCAAUCAAGUUGUCUUUCUCAAGUUCAGGUACAGCCCUGAUUCUUAAAUUGGUUUGCUUCUCCUUCAACUCAAUCAUAGACAAUAUUGACCUGUGGUCUUCAAGUUGUUUGUGUAUCGGUGGUAUCUUCUCUUCUAAAGCAGUUGCUAUAUCCUUUGCCUCUUCAGCUGUCUUUCGUGUCGAGGUAGAUUCCUGUAGUAAUUUCUGAAUAGUUUCUGUAUUGGUAUUUACCUUCUGUCCCAAAUUAUUAAUACUUGUAGUAUUUUGGUCAAUUUUGCCCGAUGCUUCGGCUACUUGUUUACUUAUUUUAUCCAAAGAUUCGUUGAUUUUACCAAGUGCCUGAGCCAAAGCAUCUUCAGCUGCCAUUCCUUUGGGUUUAGGUUGUGCCGAUGAGGCUCCUGUUGGUAAUCCAGAAGGGCCAGAUUUCGAUGCUCUUCGCUGCAGCCCACCGUCUGUACGAAAUACUCUGCCAGACCUCGUUGCUUUUUCCUGUAGCAAAUCUAUUUUCUCCUUUCCAUCUGCCAUAACACUCUAGAUAAGGUCCAAGGUCAGUCUCACGAUCAGAAUUUGUUUUGAAGUGGAAAAUUCCCCUGGCCCAGCUGCUAUUGUAACAAUUUCAAACUUCCUCUAGGGGGACACAGUAGCAGUCAAAAAUGUCUUAGAGUAAUUAACUUUUUUCCCUUUAGCCCCCCAAUUCACAGAAAGGACGACAGUUUCUAUCCCAAUUGUUUCCUGUUACUUUAAAACCAGGAGAAGCAAGUCAGAAAUAUUGUAUCUUACUUGUAUCUCAGAUGCAGAGUUAACUGUCAAAAAGCACUUUCAGCAACAGCGCAUUUCACAAUACAGCAUUCUUACUGUUCACUGGCAACCCGUUCCCAGGUUUUUGAGCGGUGAAUUUUAACUUCCUUUUCUCUCUUUUUGCAGGGAAAUACAGUUCAGACCUUUUCCCCCCUCCUCCCCUGCAAUCAAGGGGGGAAAGUCACUUAUUUGAUGUUCGAAUUAUAAUCCUUUUCCAACGUCUUUCAAGGUUUCUGCUUACAAGUUCAUUGCUUUACUCCAUUUACAGAAAACGGAAGGCAGACUUCCUGUUUAUGCCGCUCCGCUUCGGUACCAAAUUAUUUCUUAGUUGCUUUGUUUCCGAAAUUAGCCUACUCACGGAUCGUUGUUUUGCAGCCAAAUUGUCCCAGGAAAAAGGCAGCGCUCUCCGGUAACGGCUGUGCGGCUUCACUCCACGGAAGAAGCAGUUGACUCACAGCACCGCGCCACUUCCCCGCUCCGCUCCGGAACCCGUAAUCGGGCUCCUUUGCAAGUUGGGGGGGGCGCAAAAGGUGCCCGCCGAGUCCCAUGGUCACAGGCUUCACCGGCCUGUGAUUUUUGAAGGGUCCCCGCUUCGCCGUAGCGGUGCAGACCCGAUUUCCGCAGAGCCGGUUCCCUCCGAGUCAGAGGGAAUCCGCCAUUUACCGAUGGCGCCACCCCGGAAGUCUGUUUAAUUACUUUUUAAUGACUAUCUUUUUAAUGUUUUUAGUUUGUUUUUCUAUUGUAUCUGCGUUUUGUAUUUUUAAUCUGUAAUCUGCCUUGUCUCAAUUUGGGGGAAAGGUGGGAUAUAAAUAAAUAAAUGUAAUAAUGAUGAAGCGUCAUAGCCCGGAAGGACAAAAUUACAAAGUUACGGUGCAGCUCCAAAGGGAUAAAGAAUUGACUCAUACAUAUAAUUCCCUUUUCAAAUAAUAUAUGAAGAAUAAAAGUAUUGUCCAUCUGUGAGUUCCAUAACUACUGAGAAUAAAGAUUCUAUAAAGUCUUAGAUGAGCCAGACGUUUGCAUAUACUGGUGGUGCCAAGUGACUGGGCACCUUAACAUAAGAAAUAAUAUAUACUAUAAGAAAUAAAACCAUGCCAUUUAGCAAUUAAAUAUGGUCAUGCAAAUUCUGCCCUUUAGCUACUUUUAGUUUAUGAGAUACCUUUUCAAGGAGGGCAAUUUGCCACAUUCUAGAAUGUCAGCAAUCCAAAUUGUCGCGACUGAAGGUCUUCCAGGAUUUGGCCCUGUUAAUUCUUUUCUUUCUCUCCAUAUGUGCAUCCCUUCACGUUCAGAUGAUUUUGACGAAGCAUUCACCAAUCUGAGCAAACUAAUUGAGGAGUUCCUUGGGAUAAAGCAGCCGUCGGAAACCGAGGUCAGAGGUUCCGCAUCGGACACCAAUCUCCUUUCAGGUAUGGCAUUGCAGAUCCCCCCAGGUAUAGCCUGACAGUUGUGUUGCUUCCAGGAAACAGAAUGGGAAUUUGCCACAGAUAGCUUGCUCCAUGCAAGCAUUUGCACUCAUCAUUGAAAGACGAGGUCCUGUGCUAGGCUUGCCAGCCAUUUGGCUUUGAAGUCGGCAUUUUUACAGCAUUACGCCCCUCUGAUCGGUUUCAUGCCCAGGUAUUCUGGGCUAUCAAUCUAGAAAUGUUACCUCUUCUGGGUGCUUGUGCAUCAAGUCCAUUUGCGCAAAAUUGAGCUCACCCAUUUCUAGAGCACUUUUCCUGUCCAAUGCCAGUUUGAUCUCAUUCUCCAUCUCAGAAUGUAUUUUGUUCAGCACUACAGUGGUGCCUCGCAAGACGAAAUUAAUUCGUUCUGCGAGUUUUUUCGUCUUGCGAAUUUUUCGUCUUGCGAAGCACGGUUUCCCAUAGGAAUGCAUUGAAAAUCAAAAAAGGCUACCACACCUCAAAAACCUCAAAAAAGGCUACCACACCACGUGCUAUGAGUUGCUCCUUGAAGUCAAGUCGCAACUGCACCUCUUCAAGCAAUGCACCCUGGGUAUUAACGGUUUUAAGAAAAAGGAAACAAACUUGCAAGACGUUUUCAUCUUGCGAAGCAAGCCCAUAGGGAAAUUCGUCUUGCGAAGCAACUCAAAAAACGAAAAACUCUUUCGUCUUGCGAGUUUUUCGUCUUGCGAGGCAUUCGUCUUGCGAGGUACCACUGUAAAUUGUUCUUCUCACCUGAGAUCCCCACCCACGACGACUCCAUGGAGGAGUCUGCCUCUUGAGGAUUUUUAUCUUAUUGGACUCCAGAUCCUCUUUGAUGUACAGACAGACACCACCUAGACCUGGUCCUUCCUAUAGAAUUUGUAUCAAUUUGUUCUCUCCAUCCCACCAGGUUUCCAUUAGGCUUGCUAUAUCUUGUUCUGGGACCAAGCACUCCAGCUUGCCCAUCUUGGCUCAGAGACUCCCAGCAUCAGCAUCAAACACCUGUACAUGAGGAGUAUGUCUCCAGCUGUCUCUGCUGCAUGUGUUUUGCCCUGUGGCACUUUGGCCUCUCAGAAUAGCUGUCAUAUGCCCUUGCUAUCCUUGUCUCAAUGCUCAUAAUCAUGAACCUGCUGGCUUCCUGACCCCCACACAUCCAAUUGAAAGCUUCUCUGCCACCUCUUUUAAUUUAACCUGCCAAGUGCUCAGCAGAAAGUCACCUUCAACAGAGGCCUUUGGGCAUGUAAGCCAAAAGUUCACAAAACGUGAAAGGCUCUUUCUUUCUUUCUUUCUCUUUCUUGCCUCCUUGGUGGAUCCAAUGAUUAAGGAGGGCAGAGGAGUUAAAAAGGAGCCCUCCUCCCCCUUAUCAUUUUAUGCUGUGCCAUAAACCAUCUGAUAUUCCUUGCAGGAGCUCUUAAUGGCCUCUAAUGUCUUUGCCGUCCUGUCAAUUUGCAUUUCUUCGUCAGCCACAGCAACUUCAUUACGAGCGCUGAGUUUGGGCAAUUCCACCAUCCAUAAAAGUAACUUUGAAAUUUACUACGCUCCAUUAAAUUCAUUUAGAGUUUCAUUUGUAGGUGUUCCGAAUUAAAGUAAUGAUCGUAUUUGGAGGAAGAGAUUGCUCUUUCCUUAUGGAUGAGGGGAAAUUGUUUGUUUGUUUAGGAAGGAGAGGGCGAAAUCUUGCCUCAAGGUUGACUCUUUAGUAUGAACAUUUGCAGUAAGAUCGUAAUAGGGGGAGAUUGGAUGUUUGAUAUAAUGGGAAGCUAUUAAAAAUCUUCUUCUUCUAAUGAACAGACAUCCGUGAGCUUUUGCUAAUGGACAGAGAGCAAAGAGGCAGCUGUGGCUGGAAGUGGCAUUCAAGCAGAGUGAUGGAGGUGCCAUAAUUGUUCCCCUUGGCCAGCUCCAGCCCAAAACAUAUUUUGGGUUUGGGAACAACAAUCCUAAAUGAUGUUCAGAAAUGCCAUUUUCCUGCACAAGGCCCAUUCGCACAUUUAUUCACAGUUCCAGGCCUUUUUAAUAGGGCUUUCACCGAAAACCUUGUGGGCCCACGGAGAGCUUUCUGGGGCCCAGGAAGUCAAGAGGGCCUGAGCUAAGCUUAAAACCCAUUCCCAUGAGGGGGAAAACCCAGUAGAUAACCCUUGAGGGUAUUUAUGAAAACCUACUUCCAGUGUCCAGAUUCUGCAUUCUAGGCUGAACUUCAUUAGCCAUUUUAGAACAGAGCAAGCAACGUUCUUAAUCCUGGGCUCCAUUCCCCUUGUCCAUUUCUUGGAGGGAAGCAGAGAGAGAGAGAGAGAGAGAAGUUGUAUAGCUUAGGUGGGGACCCUGGGACCCUCCAGGUGUCGCUGGACUACAACUCCCAUCAUCCCUGGCUGCAGUGGCUGAUGGGUCCUGCAGUCCCAUAGCAACUGAAGGGCCACCCCCACCUUCCCUGCUGCAGGGGGAUUCUAGAACAGGCCGAGAGGCCCGGAGGUGAGUGUCGUCUUCCGUGACGUGCUUUCUCAAGAAUGGCAAGUCCCCAGAACUCCUUAAUUCCCGCUGGCCUUUCUGCCGAUUCCGUUUGCCAGGCUAAGUGAGCUCACCUUCUCUUUCUCAGUUCCAAACGGGAUGAGCACAGUGCCUCUGAAAACAGCCUCCGUCAAAGGAACCGAUGGGGUAGCGCCAUCGCCCACCCCCACUGAGUUUUUGGACUCAUCGGCCAAAAAUUACUCUGCCGUCAUAUCAGCCAGACUUUCAGCAGAGAAAACACCAGUGGUAAGUGUGUGUGUGUGUGUGUGAGUGAGAGAGAGAGAGAGAGAGAGAGACUAUGAUUAAAGGUAAAGAUAAAGGGACCCCUGACCAUUAAGUCCAGUCGUGACCGACUCUGGGGUUUCGGCACUCAUCUCGCUUUAUUGGCCAAGGAGCCGGCGUACAGCUUCCGGGUCAUGUGGCCAGAAUGACUAAGCCACUUCUGGCAAACCAGAGCAACGCACAGAAACGCCGUUUACCUUCCUGCCGGAGCGGUACCUAUUUAUCUACCUGCACUUCGUGCUUUCGAACUGCUAGGUUGGGAGGAGCAGGGACCGAGCAACGGGAGCUCACCCCAUCGCGGGGAUUCGAACCACCGACCUUCUGAUUGGCAAGACCUAGGCUCUGUGGUUUAACCCACAGCGCCACCCGCGUCCCUUAUGAUUAAUCAUAUCCAAAGUCUUACUUACACCAAGGGUUCCCUACAUGAUCAUUACAAGCAGCUGAUUCUGCUUGUGUUGCAGCCCAUGGAAGUGGCAAUCAGCGGCCACAGGAGAGCGGGCCUUUUCUGCUGCAGUGUCUCUAAAUUCUCCCUGAGCUUUGGCAAGUGCCAACACUGACGAUGCUCAGGUGUCUUUUAAAAGACCUAAAGGCCCGCUCCCAGACCUUUAUAUCUCACUAUAUUAGAAUUUUAUAUCUGUCCUAUUUGAGAGAGAGAAAACGAUAGCCAAACGAAAUUGUGAGCAGGAUUUGAAUAAGAGACAAGGAAAGGAGAAUAAAUAAAUGAUUGUAAUAUAAGGUACAAUAGAAAAUAAAUGGCAGUUAUGGCAGCAGAUAAAGGAAUACAAUAGGAACAUCCCGGACGUAAGGAUGGGAAGCCAAAAUGUAAGGAUUUAUUAUAUUGAAAGUGAAUUGAAUAAUGUCAAAUUAUAAAAAAUAUAUAAUAAUGUCAAAUUAUAAAAAAUUACAAAAAAAUUAUUUUAAAAAUGAAUUUUAUUAACUCUGCCUCAGUUUUUCCCUUUAAAAUUUCCUUCCUGUAUUCUAAUAUUUCCAUAUGUAGUUUAAUGUUUUUGUGCACGUGGCUUUAACUGCACACUGUGCGAAGGAGUACCACGCCUGCUAUCUGCCCUGAAUCCGCUGACAUCCUGCUUCCUUGGAUGACCUCGACUUGUAGCAUUCUGAUGAGAGAGGUCCCAGGUUCAGUCAUUCCCCCUCUAGUUGAAAGGAUCAAGUAAAAAAAGUGAUGGUAAAAAACAACAACUCUGUCUCGGACUUAGAGAGCCACAGCCCAUCAGAGUAGUCAGUGUUGAGCUACGUGGAUAAAUGAUCCAUUAUUUGCCAGCUUCCUAUAUAUUCUUGUGCAACUAAUCCUCCCCGUAUCACAGCUGGAAGGAGUUGGAAAUCCAAUGGAAGCUGUUUUUUAACACACACACACACACACACGUUCUAGAAUGAUGGUGUGUAAUAAUGCUGAGUCUGAGCUCAGCAGGCAUGGCAGCUAUGGAAUUAUUACCAUCAUGCCUUAUUGCUUAGAAGAUUUGUUCCCCAGUUUUCUGGAGUUUGAGUUCCAGAUGGAGAAGAGAAGCCGGAAACCGAUCCGUUACCCACCAAUUAGCAAAAGGCUUUCGUUUCUCUGGAGAGAGGUAGGGAUAGGAAGGGCAACUGCUCCCCACCCCUUACCCAUGCCUUGAACAUAAUAAUUAUAAUAAUAAUUUAUGAUUUAUACGCUGCCAAUCUGACUGGGUUACCCCAUCUGCUCUGGGCGGCUUCCAACAAAUUAAAACAACAGUAGCACAUAAAGACUUCCCGAUACAGGGCUGCCUUCAGAUGUCUUCUAAAAGUUGUGUGCUUGUUUAGCUCCUUGGCAUCUGGUGGGAGGGUGUUCCACAGGGAGGGCGCAACUACCAAGAAGGCCCUGUGCCUGGCUCCCUGUAACUUCACUUCUUGCAGUGAGAGGACCAGAGGGUCCUCAGAGCAACAACAGCAUCAAACAUUAAGCAAUCAAACAUUGUGAUUAGCACUGCCAAAAACGACAGCCUAGAAAUAUUUUAAAAAUAGCUAAAUAUACAAUAAAUAAAUCCCUCCACACAGAAAAUUAGGUGUUAGGGAACAGGGCUGCUGAUUAGCCAUCUCCCUGAUAACCUAGGUUUCUGUGUUCAAGGAUUGAUUUUGCGUGAGCCCCCUCUCACCCAGAAACAGGUCUCGCUGUCUCUUCUCUGGUUUUAGGCAGAGAGGGGCUUCUCUGCUGUUUCACAGCCCCUCCCAAGUUUUAUUCUAACAAGUUACCUGUGAUUCCUGCAUGACAGGGGGUUGGACUAGAUGACCCCUGGGGGUACCUCUACAAUUAUAUGAUUCUAAGUUGAUUGUGCUUCUUUUUCAGGAGGAGGCUUCUCUUCAGAGGCGGCAGCAGACGGCCAAGCAGGGACUGACAGGGAAGGCUGUGAGUUCCUAUAGCCAACUGUUUCAGAGGUAAGGAAAGGCAUGGGAAGGGGCUGCAAUGAGCUGGAGCGGGAAGGAGGCGUCUUCCGUGAUCCCAGAGCUCUAAGAAACCAGGAAGUGAAGUAUUUACGCUCAUUGACUGGGGAGCUUGGCAACCACACACCCCAAGCCACACUCUGCACUAUUAAUUCCCGACCACUUUUGUCGGAGGUGCUGAAGUCUUGAUCCCUUCGAGGUUUUUGCAGACAACAAACUGCUUGUUUUCCAAAUAUUUUUCAGAACACAUGAAGGACAAAACUUGUGGUGGGAUUUGAUUUCUUAAAAGAUGUAUUCAGAAAUAACAACAACAACAACAACGAUCAAUAAUAGCAAUUAUAUUAACAACAACAACAACAAUUAAUUUGUACCCCACCUAUCUCACUGGGUUGCCCCAGCCACUCUCUCUGUUGGAUUCUAACACAGAGGAGUCUCCCUCGUCUGUCUGUUUUCUCAUUUUUACAUUUCUUGCUUGGGAAGAGGGCUACAUUUCAUCAGGAGGGAUGGAGGACAAAUUCAGUUUCAUUUUCAUGAGAAACUACCUGAUCUGCACUUUCCAAAUGCAAUAGAUGGACCAACACACAGCCUCCCUUCAAAAUGUGCACUUAACCGAAUUCUGCAAUGCCGUUCUCCAGUAAAACAAUAUGUACAAAAAUACAUAUAUUAGUGAAGCUAAAACACACACACACACACACACACACACACACACACACGUUAUGGGGAAUUGCUUGCCAAAAUCUGUAUAUUAGAGAAAACGGCAACUAAAAAUGGGUGUGUUGAAAGAAAUUUGCACUAAAAUGCUGACAAGUUUUCAUGAAUAAUAUUUUUUUUAAAUCACAAAUUGCUACAGGAAUGUGCAGAACUGAAUUUAGGACUGGCAAAAUAAUAAUAAUAAUAAUAAUAAUUUAUUCAUACCCCGUCCAUCUGGCUGGGCUUCCCCAGCCACUCUGGGCGGCUUCCAACAAAACAUUAAAAUACUGUAAUACAUCAAACAUUAAAAGCUUCCCUAAACAGGGCUGCCUUCAGCUGUCUUCUAAAAGUCUGGCAGAUGUUCUCGUUGACAUCUGGUGGGAGGGCGUUCCACAGGGCGGGUGCCACCACCGAGAAGGCCCUCUGCCUGGUUCCCUGUAACUUGGCUUCUUGCAGUGAGGGAACUGCCAGAAGGCCCUCGGCGCUGGACCUCAGUGUCCAGGCUGGAUGAUGGGGGUGGAGACGCUGUUUCAGACUGGCAAAAUAGGAAACAGAGAAACCAAAACUGACUGAGCCAUCCAUUCCUGGCUUUGUGCUGAUGGAGUGGGAAGGAACCAACUUCAGCAAGUGCUGCAGGAUAGGGACACCUCAACCAUUAGGCAGAGUGAGGUAGCCGCUACUUAGGUUCUCAUUGCCAGGUAGGGAGAGAUGCACUUACGGGAUUUUCAGAUGCUCAAAUAACUUAGCAGCCCUUGGCACUGUACACUUUACCUUGGUGGUGGCCAUGGGGCGCUAUGUGCUGCUCUGUCUCAGGCAGCAAAGCAUCUUUGCCCUUCCGUGCCAUUAACCUGACUUACACCUGUUGCCAAAUUUAGCUUCCUUUUGGUGCAAAACCUAGCAGGCACGAAAUACUGCCAGCUUUUGAUGAGCUCUCUUAUUCAGAAAAGCUGCUCUUGCUUUGAAUUUGUUUUCCCCGAGACUCUGGUUGAUUGGAGCACUCUCUGUGAACGUUGGGGGUCAGAGAGGAAGUCCGUCUCUCUGAAAAGUAAUUGCAAAAAGCCUCAAUAGAUCUCUGCCUUUCCCCUCUUUCUCCUUUCCCUGGCUGAGCUCUUGGGGGGUGGGGGGGAGGGAAGAAAAAUCAUCUGCUUUGAUUUAGAACACAAUGGCCUCUUUCACGGAAAAUAGUUCUUUGCUCCUGGAGUUCAGUGGCUUCGCGGUUCUCCAUCCAGCCAUUCUGUUGCCAAGAGACAGAGGGGCGGCUUUCUUUAUCGAGAGCUCUCUGCAAGACAAAGGUUUGAGUUCCUUCUCCCUGUCCCUUGUGGGCACCGCAGCACAGAACGAAUCUAAUGUCACUUGAUUAGUCAGGGUGCUAAUGGGCUAAAGAGAAGGCUGCCUCCGCAGGGUCAUGUCUACUUCAAACAUAAGUGGGAAAUGAAAAACAUUUUGCACACCUAUCUGAGAAACGCCGUGUAAAAAGGUCUCCGCCGCCUUGAAGAGGGAUGGCUGUCGUCUCUCUCGUGCACUUUUGUUGAAAGUCAGCCAGUUUUCUCCUAAACAAAUGCAGCAGUUUGGAUUCCGCAGGGUGGGUGCAAAUUUGGCUGAGGGGGGCAGCUGUUUGCAUUUUGAGCUCUAUUCAAGGUGUGAGUAGUAACAUGCAAAGCCCGAAUGGCUUGGGACCCAGGUACCUAAAAGGGCGUCUCUCCCAGUAUCAAGCAACUCAGGCCCUACGAUUGGUGGGGGAGACAAGGGAGACACUGGCUGGUUGGCUCUGACCCAUGGCAGAGCCUUAUCUGUGGUGGCUCCCCGUGGCCUCCCUAGGGGAGAUGCUUCAAUCUCACGCAUUAUUAACAUUCAGGAACAACUCAAAAAUGCUCCUGUUUAUCCAGGCAUUUGAUGACUGAAAAAUGCUGCUCCUGGCAACCUUGAUAUUAUAAGCUUUGUGGUCAUAUGAUUGUUUUUUGAUGUUUAAAACACAUGUUCAUUUUAUUUUAAUUGUACUGUUUUAACGGUUUUGCAUUGGCCACCCAGAGUUCCUAUGGGGUGUAAAUUUAACAAAUGAUAAUGCUGAUACCCGCUUCAGUGCUGCUGGCCUUUCACUAGGCAGGGGUUAGAUCCUGGGGGCCAGUCGUGGCCUGAGCCCCCCCCUUCCCCUCUGUUGGAAGGUAGAGCUGUGUGCCGCAUGGUCUACAAUUCCCAUCAUUCCUAGCUAACAGGACCAGUGGUCAGGGAUGAUGGGAAUUGUAGUCCCAAAAACCUGGAGGGCCAGAGUUCGCCUAUGCCUGGUCAAGUCUGUGCUGGAAGAUGCUGUCCUCUCGCUGGGAGUAUUGACGUAAAUUCAACUGCUACCCUGUUGGCUCUUGUGUGUGCACAGGGGGGGUGUUAUCUUUUCCUUUGCCCUCAGGCCACCCUGAGCAUCAGAAUUCAUGAAGAGAUCAAAAGUGUGAACACCAUUUGAUCUCUCCCCACGAUAGCAAAGCUGGUUAGCAAGUAUUAAUAGUAUUCCCCGUACUAUGCCACUGUAGUAAUUUCAUGCCUGGUAGCAAUUCCAGCCUACUGGAGGUGAUUGGCACCCUUUGGAAUGAGUACAUCGUCCUCACAAGCAGUAGUACAGGCAUCUUCCAACAUGCCAGCCAGCCAUGCUCCCCCAGCUUCUACAACCAUAAAGCGUGCAAUUAUAUGCCAUGCAUAGGGUUCCCUCUGGCGUUAGACCUACUCAGAGAGCCAAUGUGGUGUAGUGGUUAAGAGCAGUAGUCUCGUAAUCUGGGGAACCGGGUUCGCGUCUCCGCUCCUCCACAUGCAGCUGCUGGGUGACCUUGGGCCAGUCACAUUUCUCUGAAGUCUCUCAGCCCCACUCACCUCACAGAGUGUUUGUUGUGGGGGAGGAAGGGAAAGGAGAAUGUUAGCCGCUUUGAGACUCCUUAAAGGGAGUGAAAGGCGGGAUGUCAAAUCCAAACUCCUCCUCUUCCUCUUCUCUUGAGUAGACCAUUGACACUGAUAGACAUGACUAUGCUUGGUCCAUUAAUUUGAGUGUGUCUGCUUGGAGGGAAACAUUGUUGGAAUCAGCCUGUAGUUAAUUUAUGGCUUUCUUAAUAAUAAUUCUCUGCCUUGAACUGUGGCGUCCAGUAAGUAGCCCAGCUGGCUUUAAAGGGGGACUGGACAAAUUCAUGGGUGGUCGAUGGAGUCACUAAUGGACAUAGGCUGUGACAGCUACCUGGAAUCUCCUAUGUUCAGAGAAGCAUCAGUUGUUGGGGAGCAGCAACAGCAGAGGGCGAUUGCCUUUGCAUCCAUUCCCGCUUGUGGGCUUCCUGGAGACACCUGGCUGGUUACUGUAAACUGGAGUCUGAGCUGGGGGGAAACUUUGGCCUGAUCUACCAGGGCUCUUUGUACAUUCGUAUGAGUGACUGCAGCAGCGGCAAAGCGUUCCCUAUGGACAGCCAUGCAAGCUUACUAACUUGCCUAGCACCAUGGAGAAGCACAAACUGUUGUCUUUGGAUAAACAGCUAUUCACCUCCCCUGUGACCGCCUGGAAAUAAUCUGCCUGCUAAAGGAAAGAGCACAGGGGUUUCUGCGAAUCUGUUCUGUGUGCGGUGCCAGCGGACCUCUGCAUUCUCCCCCAUAUCCUUUCGCUUGUUUUCUAAGCUGCGGUAGAGGAAGGUGGGAUAUAAACAAAUGCCCCAACUACAACAACGUGGCCCCAGUGUGCCUUUUCAAAGCAGAGAACUCAGUUUGACGCAAUUUAGUUAAAAUAAUUUAAGCCAAGGCACCUUUGGGGCAAUUGGAAUAGUAAAUUGUUGACGUGCCUAUAGCUCUGUUCAAACUGUCCAUAGAAAUAGCAUUAUUUGUCAGCUUAAUGUAUUUGCUAGUAAUUAUUUCUUUCUCCUAUGGAAAGAUGCUUCCCUCAAGCAUCUGGUUGGCCACUGGCCUGAUCCAAUGGGCUUAUAUUCUUAUAUUCUUACAUUUAAAAUCCAUUUCUGUCACCCUCUGGAAGAAUGUUUGUGUCACCAACAUGGCCCUGUAAUGUUUUGCCUCCUUGCAGGGCAGUGAUGGGGAAGCUGAGCCCCCCCGGAUGAUGCUGGACUCCCAUCAGCCCCAGCCAACAUCACCAGUAAUCAAGGAGGAGGAAUCCAGCAGCAUUCAGAGCGUCACAGGUUCCCCAUUCAUGAUGUUGUUGGCAUCUGUCUGUCUCAAAAGACAAUGGGGUGCGCCUUCAAGGGUGAAGUCAGCACCAAAGUGACCUCACUGGGGCGCCAGCCUGGGCAGUAUGUCUGGAGGUCCUGGGCUGCCCAGGCGACAAGACCCCCUACUUUGCCUUGCUGUUGUGGCCCAAAGGAAAGCGGAGCGAGGCGUUUGGCACCAGCUUGGCUGCAGCAGUUGCCAGAAGGAGUUGUACAAGGCAGCAUCCAACCGCCUUAGGGACUCCACUCAAGAUUUGUGUAGGGUUUGGCUCCUGAGCCUUUUCUUCUCCCGAGGAUGUCCCGCAAGGCAGCAGAGGCUUCCUUCUCCUAGAUGCGCUACCUUCCAUGUAGACAAGCCCUAUGUAAGGGUUCAGAAAAAUCGCUGUUUGGAAAGAAGAUGGCUGUGCUACCCAACUGAUGGGAAUGAUGAAAACUGCUCUUGCAGAAAAGCUUGGAGAGGCAUGUUGUUGUUUAGUUGUUUAGUUGUGUCCGACUCUUCGUGACCCCCUGGACCAGAGCACACCAGGCACUUCUGUCUUCCACUGCCUCCCACAGUUUGGUCAAACUCAUGCUGGUAGCUUCGAGUACAGUGUCCCACCAUCUCGUCCUCUGUCGUCCCCUUCUCCUUGUGCCCUCAAUCUUUCCCAGCAUCAAGGUCUUUUCCAGGGAGUCUUCUCUUCUCAUGAGGUAGCCAAAGUAUUGGAGCCUCAGCUUCAGAAUCUGUCCUUCCAGUGAGCACUCAGGGCUGAUUUCCUUCAGAAUGGAUACGUUUGAUCUUCUCGCAGUCCAUGGGACUCGCAAGAGUCUCCUCCAGAACCAUGGAGAGGCAUAGAGCACCCAUGAUAAGUCUGGGGAUACCGCACUGCAGCCCCUCCAUAGGCCCCCUCCACCCACUGCAGAAAAUGAAAUUAUCUAGUAAAUCCCAAUGUUCUGUUCUCCCAACAAAAGGGAACCAGACAGAGGGCCUUCUCAGUGGUGGCGCCUGCCCUGUGGAACACCCUCCCAUCAGAUGUGAAGGAAAUAAGCAGCUAUCUUAGCUUUAAAAGACAUCCUGAAGGCAGCCCUGUUUAGUGAAGUUUUUAAUAUUUAAUGCUGUAUUGUUUUAACACUCAAUUGGAAGCUGCCCAGAGUGGCUGGGGAAACUCAGCCAGAUGGGCAGGGUAUAAAUAAUAAAUUGUUGUUGUUGUCAUCGUUGUCAUUAGGCUAAACGUGUCCAAACUAUUUGAUCUCUUUAGCAGUCGUUCCCCCCUGCAGAAUCCAAUAUAACACCUACAAAAUCACUGGGUUGUAGGAGACCCUGGGAGCCAUAUCAUUCAACACCAUUGGUACAACAUAGGGAAGAGGGGCCAGGGUUGUCACUGUGAAUUGGGGAUGUUAUGCUAAGGGGUCAUCACACUGGAAAGAAGGGAAUGAAUCUUGACUUUCUCUCCGAUGCACAUAACAGAGAGAAGUCCUCAUAUACUUCCUUAUGUGUCAUUCCAGCUAUUUUGACGGCACCUCCGCAGCAGUUGGCUUAUCACAUGCUCGGUUUUUGGAACCCCCAUCUCAGGUUUCGAGGUUGUCACCCAGAAAAGACAGCAGCCCAGAUCGUGGUGUCCCACCCGCUAGCCCAGACCGAAGGUGGGUAAGGGCAAAAGUGUUCGUUGACAAGGGGCGAGGUGGGCAGGUUCCCCAUCAGGCAGGUUCUGCCAUAGAACCUUGCCUGGAGUGCAUGCCUGGAUCCUAAUGGCUCCUCCGGUUUCAUCAGGGACUGAUUUCUUCCCUGUGGAAACCCCUUUCAGAGGAGCAGCCCAGCCAGUCUGGAGCAGCAAAAAAUAAAAGGCGGCUUUGGCACAGAAACCAAACUGGCUUAGUGUGGAAUGAGCUGUCACAGACAGUAUCCCGUUUCAUCUGAUGCAAUCCAUGACUUGAGUUGUAAUUGAAUAUAAAUGCAUUCUGUAACCUACCAAGGCCAGCACCUGGAAGGGCUGGCACGCUUCUUUUGGCUUGGUUGAAGCUACUACUAGCCUUAAGGGCAGGAAGGGUGCCCAGGGAAAUCCCCGAUGAUCCCCACAUCUCCAUGACAACUCCUUUCUCUGGCCCAUUCUGCCUUCUUGCUCUCUUUACUCAGUUUAAAUUUGCCAGCUGUAAAGAUCUCUAAGCCGGCUGAAGCCUGCGUCAUGCGGGAGGUCCCUGCAUUUGUUUGUAUCUGGGGAAACAAAACCUUCCUUCCUUUCCAUUUCCUCACCUUAAGGUGUUUUAACUCUGCAAGCGCCUGCACUUAGCACUCUUAAUUGUUUGUGAGAAAUCAACUGUGAGCCAAGCUUGCAAGGAAGCAGGCUGCAUGCACUCAGUCAUUCAUUCAUUGUGUGUGUGUGUGUGUGUGUGUCCCAACUGCUGUGUGAACUUGUGCUCCACAAAGUGAAGAUCUGCACCCUAAGGUGGUGCAACAGCUGGCCAAAGGGAUGCAGAAUAUUCAGCCUUCCUGUCUUCUACUUUGCAUGUGAGUUUUGAUUGGAGCAAGAGAGAGGGUGGCUCAUCCCAUUUGAGAAUGCAGGGAGAGCCAUGCUGGGUCAAAAGAAUGGCCAGUCCUGCCUCCUGUCCAGCCAGGCACCACCAAGCUCCCUGCAAGCUGCCAGUCGGAAGCACCCCUUUCCUAAUCAACAUAUUCACCCUUCGUUUUCAAUUUCAUGCUUCCAUUGCUUGGGACUGAAGAGCAAGUAAAACAAAAAAUCAGUCCUGGUAAGUUUGUGCGAAAGCAUGCGAAGAUGUGAAGCUUGUUAAUAGAGGUGUGAUGUUGUUGUUUUGUGAACUAUUUUUAUCAUGCCUGCGCGGCUUGCCUGGGGAAUUGUGGGUCUCUUCCCCCCCACACACAAAAAAUCUUGGAGCCUCCAGCAUUUUCUAAACCAAAGGGUCAUAAUUCCAAGCCUGGAGUUCCUGAUGCAGAGAGCGAGGGAUGCGGCGUCGUAUGGGUGCUCCAUUGCUCCUGCACAGUACAUGUACUAGGGAUGGGGAGGGAAAUGGAUUUAGAUUGCAUUUAAGAGCACACCUCAUUCAAACUUUCCAAAGCAAUACACAAGUCGAAACAUGGCCAUGUUUCAAAAUUUGUGUUAUGUUAGUGAAAAUAUGCAAAAAUAAGUGCUAUGUUAGGGAAUGUUGCUUUGCAAAAAUGUGAUUAGGCAAAAUUCCAUACACAAACAUGUGCAAUAGGAGAAAUUAACACUAGAAUUCUGAUAAAUCUUUUGAAAAAUGGAAACUGGUGUGGAUUCCUGGAGAGCUGAGCUUACGAUUGGAAAAAUAACCUGAGAGAAACCGAAAUUGCCAGAUUCACCCAUCUCCAUUGGCUCAGUAGGAUGGGAAAUGCAGGAAGGAAAAAGGAGCUCCAGGCAGUGAACUGGGCGAUGGUGGGAGGGAGGGACUGGCUUUAAGGUAUCCCUGCCUGUGGCACUUGCUCAUUCGACUUUACCAAGGCUUGCAGUUCUACAUCUGGCGUCAGUUCGACUGCAGAAGAAAUCUCGGCACUCACCCUGGUAAUAGAUCUGGGGGUGCCAGUGAAGCAGAAGUGAACCAAGGAGUCCACAGCAGGAUCCCCUUGCUCUGCUCCCCAGCUGGCUGGAGCACAUCUCUUGAUUAUGCACAGCUGAUCUAAGUAUGGAGUGCCUGGCGCCUUCCAGCUGCUUUGGAUUACAACUCCCAUCAACCCCGCAACCACGUGCUUUGUUGAGCCUGAUGGGAGUUGUAGGCCAGAGCAUCUGGGGAGGCACUAGGUUGGCACAGACUAUUCUGAGCACACCCUGGCACUCAUGUGGCAGUGCCAAGUCGGAGGGGUGUAACGUCUCAGGCAGACUUGGGUGUUGUUGCAAGAUUCUGCAAGUCGCCCGAGUUGCAAAGUACGUAUCAGUUUUCUUCUUCUGCUUGCUUGUUUGCUGUUUUGUUCAUGAGAACCAAACUUUCCUUUCCCAGCCCCAGAGAGGCACACGGCACACCAAGAUAUUCGCUCAGCCUUUCGCCAGGAGCACUUUCAUCUAGAAGCACGGCUUCUCAGCUGCCGCCCGCUGCCCCGGUUCCGUCAGCCGAGGAGGAUGGUGAGCAGGAAAACAGGAAAGGUGGGAGUGGAGCAAAAACUUUGGCCAUGAGCUCUGCUGGGCCAAGAUGGAAACAGCACAUCUACAGCCCAUGGGGGCUGGUUAGGCAGCCCUUUCACCCACCUGUGAUCCAGACACAGAACCCCCUCUGCUGUUUUCAAUUUCCAAAGCAGGGCUGGGGAGCCUUUUUUCAAUCGGAAGGACACAUUCUCAAAAGGGCAACUUUGUGGAGCUCAAAAGCAGGCCUUAAAUUGCUUCGGUGUGGGUUGCAUGCCAGCCAUACUGAAGUUUCUAGCCCACUGCCCCCCCCCAUGCACACACAUCUCCAGAGAUAUUGCCACAGUUCAAAGCACAUUCCAGCCAUGUAAAGGCACUCAAGGACAGCGGGGAAAGGGUUGUGGCAGAAGGAGGAAGAGGAAGCAUGGCUUAGGGAGGUGUUCCAAUGGCCAGGUGGAGACCCCAAAAGGCUGCAUUUGGCUCCCAGGCUUGAGGUUCCCCACCGCUGCUCUAAAGAGACCAGUAGCGAAGCCAGCUAUUGGUAGGAUUCCCUGGAGCAAGUCCUGAGCCUUCAGAGCGGUUCUGCAUAGUAUGUCCCUGACUCAAAGCUAUAGGGAUACAAAAAAGAGAAGGGGCAAAUGGCAGGGAAAGGAAAUAAUCCCUGCUGCGCUGUGCUUGUGAACUUCUGCAAAGGAGUUGGCAGACCAGCCCCAAUAUCAAACUAAACACAUCUCGGGCCAAAUCCAGCAUUAGCAGUUAGGUGGCAGUGAAGUGUGCUGCUUAUUGUGAAUGACGACGUCACGCCCAAGUCCAUGCAUCGGAAAUGCUGACACACGAACCCCAAUUCACCCAUGGCAAAGAAUGAGCAUAUUUCAUGACGCAGCAGUUAGGCGCUGCACAAACGGGAAGACCCUUUGUGAAGCGGUUCUCCUUGAACAGGGUGUUUCAUUAAGGUUCUCGCUGUUGGGUGUCUGCUAGAACCAGGACUCUCCUCCCAUCUUCCCUGGCUGGGGCUGAUGGCAGCUGGAGUCUUAACCCCACAGCCGCUACUCCUGUUCUAACGGCAGCUGCUUCCUACUCAUCGGAACUGCUGACAAAUGCCAUUUUCCUUUCUUGCAGAGGUGACCCUUUCUCCCGAGUCCAAAGAGAAGAAAGCGCCCAAGCCCAAGCCUCCUUCUCCCGCCGUCCGCCAACUCGUAGACCGUCCAGGUUCCAACACCAAGCCAGUACUCCCUCCCAUUCCGUCCGGGAGGAAAAGAAACAAACCUGCAGCAGCGGAAGGGCAACCCUCUUCUCUGUUGUCUAACCCAAAGCCUUCGUCGUAGCCGUUGUCCCCUCCACCCCCAGCCCCUUCCGGGAAAACGCCGCACAAGACUCCUUCGCUUCCAAGUGCUCCUUCUCGCUGAGAUCUGCCUGCAGCUCACUUGGAACGCCUCUUGCAGGAAACAAGCCACUCAUAACAGGAUGCUUGUUUUGGGUGACAUGGGAGCCAUUCGGAGGGCAGUUGGUGGGCUAUUCCUCGCAAUUUAUAUGUACGUCUCGGAAUAUCCAAGUCCCCCCUAUGGUCAGCCAUUUGACAGGCUGUUUUAGUUUUGGUAGAUAUUUCUAAAUCGCAGGCUUUAUGGGGGUGACGGAUGGUUCAGCUGAUUAUGAUGCCUAUCAGAGCUCUUAUUUUCCCCCACACGCCCAAGGAACAAAAGUAGCUUCUCAUUUCACUAUAAAAGAUCUGAACAGCCAACGUGUCUACUGCGUUAUUUCAAACAAGCGUUUGUUUACAGUUGGUAGCCCUUGAAAUACGCCAGUUUAGUCAAUUUAUUCCUCAGUUAAAACACUGACGCAGAAUCAUCUGAGAUUGCUUUAGGUGAGUGAUAGUCCUAGAAACACUCUACAUUCAAAUGGCAGCUAUUUGAAAAUUGUGAUGGGAUCCUUCGGACCCAAGUGGAAAGGUUAGGUCAAAAUGGCUUAGCUGUGUACGAUAAUGGGAAGUAGACUCUAAGAGACAUGUAAUAUAAAAAGUGGUCCCAUUUACCUUGGAAGAAGGAAGACCAUUUUAGCAUCCAAAUAAAAAAUAAUAAAAUGCAAUCUUUUGAUCAUUC
Messenger RNA from Podarcis lilfordi (Lilford's wall lizard), 55146 nucleotides. The record is from the annotation of a GenBank genome assembly. NCBI's taxonomy places the organism in Eukaryota, Metazoa, Chordata, Lepidosauria, Squamata, Lacertidae.